AGAAGGACAAGCAAGCAAAGUGUUCCUCAGACAGAAGAGGUUCAGUUGUGUGACUCAUCCAGGUAAUUACAUUGGUCCUAUAUUACACCUUAGUUUGGUGUUGUAUCCGUUCCUGUCCCUCCCUCUACCUCUUGUCCCUUUAUUCUUACCAUUUGAUACACUCUGACAGUAUGCUUGGAAACGUAUAUUAUAAGUAAUGUAUAUAUUCAUUAUUGCUUUAUUCUUCACAUGGUCUCUUCCCGUCACUGGUACCUAUGUUUGUCUUUAUAAGGGUCUUGUUGGCUGAAUUAUGGCUUUCGUUGGUAGUGGCAGGGUUAGCUCUGCCAACUGUGAGGGGGCAGCACGUGUUGAAAUUGUAAAGGCAUGGGUUGUUAUAUGGCAGUUUACGUCUCUAAAUGCAUCUGUAGGCAGGCUGUCAUGAUCUGACUAUAACUACAAAGACAUUUGCUAUGCUAAAACCCUAAAUAAAUAACCAGAAAUGGUUUUUAUUUAAACCCACCCCCCCUCACCCUCCCCACACACUUGUGUUCUUAUGUAAAUCUCCUAUUCGAGGCUCUGUAAUUUUCAACAGGAGAAGGUUAACAGUUGUAAAAUCUUGACACAUUCUGCGAAACGGUUUGCAACAAAGCAAGAGAAAUGGCAUCGGAGCUAAUCCCCUUUUUAAUUAACCGUUACAGUGUCAAAGAGCUGGCGAGGCUUUGUAAACGAACACGCUGGUCAUCCACUUUGGCAUCCCAAGGGUUAAUUGAGGCAGUAGGGGCAACAGAUGUAAUUAUGCGCCUGCAAUAAUGAAGACGAUUAGGUCCUAAUAGGCAAUGUUAGGGAAACUGUUUUCGUUAAUACAAAACAGGGCAUGAAGAUGGGUAGAUGAUGAACAUUUAAUAAUUACAUUGUAUUUUAAACGAUUCAAGCUGAUAAUUAGGCGCACUCACGUUACACGAUACUGAGAAUGCCUUGCGAUUAAAAAGUCUACUGAUUAGAUGAAUGGAUUGUUUUAUUAUGAGACAGAAAUACGCACCGUUGUUUGUUUAUUUGUUUUUGGUUGAAGGAUUGAUCAGGACCCUCUAAUGUUGCAAUAUGUGCUUUCCUUAAUUAUUAGUUCAAUAUUUCUAAGUUUAGCCUUUUCAUGCCUAUACGUUUGCUUGUUUUUAUUUUAUUUCUACUUUUAGAUCAGGAAAUAAAUUGUUAAAUCUUAAAACUGAUCAAGGCUGGAACAAAAGGGGUUAACAGCCAGGUGCAGGUGCAUUGGGUAAUGCCAACCUGGAAAUGUGAAUAUUCUAGGUGCCAUCUAAGGAACCAUUAGAAUCCAACAUGCACCCUUCUGGGAGAGUAGGUACAGUAAUUAGUGGGAACUUUGGAAAAGGAUCAAGUUCAUGUAGCGAAAGACUAGUAGCAGUUCAGCUGUCAGUGCAGUGAGCGCUCUCCUCUAACAUUAUAACAGAGGGGAUUCCAUUUCUUUAGUACCAUAUGCAGCUAGAUGUGUGUUUCCAAGGAAACGGCCAGUCUCACAUCCCACUCCCACUCUCCCCCUUUAGUAUUUUGGCUUUUGUUAUAUUUUUCUACAUGAUUUUGUUUGCCAGUUCUUCUGUACACAGCCUGUUACUCUCUGUAAAGAUGUCCAUUAGCUGUUUUUCUUUGAUAUCCUGUUUGGGGUAUAUUUGCUAAAUAUUGAGUCAGUACAGUAAGAAAAUCCUCUUUUAUAAUAUAGCUGUUAUUCGCUGUGUUCGUGAACAGCCAAAGAGAAAAAGCGAAUUACGCAGACUAUAUAAAAUAAUCAGAACUGUGUGAUUUUCAAGUAACCGGGGGCAUAUAACACAAGCAUUUUGUAUGGAAUUAAUUCACAAGCUACAGGUAUUCCUAAAAUGAUCUCCAAGAUAUAUUCUUCAUGACCCCCUACCAGGAGCUAAGAUCUAUGUCUUCUUUCUCCCUCACUCAUAUAAGGGAAUGUUAAAAGUUAAUUAAAUAAAGAGGAGUUCUAAAAAGUAGAUUCUUUCCACAGGCUGCUCACUAUAUAGUAGACGUACCCCUACUCGCGGUAUAGUGAGUAGGAGCAUUCGGGAGAUUUUAAUCUCCCUUAUGCUAUUAUGGGGGUCAUAUUGACCCCCAUAGAGUGAGGGAGGACAUGAGGGGCUUAGGAAGUGGCGGGGAGCACUGCUCCCUACCGCUUCUAUCUUUACAUAUUACAAGGAGGGAGAUGCGUGCCGGUAGCUCCCUCCUUGUAAUAAACUGAACGAACAAACGAACACUCAUAUUCAGUGUUUGUUUGUUUGUCUGAAUUUUUUAUUUAUUCAUUUGUCUUUCUGACGAAUGAAUGAAUAGAUGAAAUUCCCGUUCGCAUGUCCAAGUGUAUCACUGGGCAUGUGCGGGAAUUUCAUAGCGCUAGUGUGGGCAGAUGACGUGUCCCACAGGGACUUCCUCUACCCACACAAAGAUGGCGGUGCCCUGAAUAUAGAUCGGGGCAGAAAAUAAAGAUUAGAAAUAGGUAAUAUGGGGGCUUAGGGGUAUUUGGGGGUGACUAAGGGGUCAAUUCGAUGUAAUGGAGGCGGGAAGGGGGUUAAAAAAAAAAAACGGGACUCGGCCAUGACAGUGCCACUUUAACACCAAUCAAACCAUAUAAGGGGUAAGGGAAUAGCGGGUAUGUUUGUACUGUAGAUCCAUUUCUGGAUAACUUGAUAUUUGGGGAACCACUGCUCACCUUCUACUCACUGGUUUGAGGAAGAGUGAAGAAUCAUUUCUCUUUUGAUUUCACAGAGGAUCUCAUAGACUACCAAUAAGAUAAUUUACCCUGCAUAUGACUUGAAGAGGUGUACGCCAAUUCUGGCUUAUUAUAUUUAUAUAACACGGUUUAUCCACCAGUCAUGACUUUCAUGGUUGGGAUUUAAUUUUAACAGCCCAAGGGGUUCAAUAAUCUGCCUCUGAAUUAAUCUCAAUUCAUCUUAAAUGAUUCUGGGCAACAUUCUAUAAUCCAGAUAUUGUUAAAUAUCUGAAUUACUGCAAUUCUCCUAGCAUUCUAACUUAGUUUCCCAAACAUCGAUCAAUGGAAUUUGCACAUUUUGGUACCAUAAUUGAAAAAUCACCCAAUCUGCAUUUAAAGGGACACUAUAGUCACCAGUGCAACUACAUGUAUUCCUGACCCUAUAGUGUCAACAAAACCAUCUAGCCCCCCUGGGCCCUCAUGCCUCCAUAAAUAUAGUAAACAUCUUACUGUAUUCAAGCCAGAAGCUGUAAAUCUGCAUGCUGUUAGAGUCAGGAAAAACAAGCAGUCAGCUGACAUGUGAUAGCCUGAUCCAAUCACAGUGCUUCCCCAUAUGAUUGGCUGAGACUGACAAAGAGGCAGAUCAGUGGCAGAGCCAGCAUGAUUCAAACACAGCCCUGGCCAAUCAGCAUCUCCUCAUAGAGAUGAACUGAAUCAAUGAAUCUCUAUGAGGAAAGUUCAUUGUCUGCAUGCAGUGGGAGGAGAUACUGAAUCACAAGAUGCUCGUGCACAGCAGAUCUGAGUGGAUGGAAGCAUAUUAUUCCUCCAUCAACUCAGAAGUCCCUCUGGUUCACUCUGAGUGACUGCAACUGGAGGUGUUCCUAGCUUUCAAUGUAAACACUGUAUUUUCUCAGAAAAUACAGUGUUUACAUGAGAAAGGCUGCAGGGAGCUAUAGUUCUCACCUGAACAACCUCAUUAAGCUGAAGUUGUUCAGGUGACUAUAGUGUCCCUUUAAUAAUAGCUGAAUUGUUCGGCUGAUCAAUUUUGUGGACAAUUCUGAUUCUAGUGAAUAACAUGCUGACCUAAGUGGAAUGGCUAUCCUCUCAAAAUGUGCAAAACCUCUUCUUCUCAUUGCAAUAAAUAGUCGUAAUAUGGAUGAGAGUAUCUCUGAGCUUUAUUGUCGUAUAUAAACUCACAUUGGAUCUCUGUAUGAAAUGCUUUAUGACUAUGAGAACACUAUGUGGAAGAUCACACAAUAUAUAACAAAGAGAAAAAGGUUGGUUUUAAAAAAAACAAACAAAAAAAAAAACCAGUGGAAUAUUGUUCAAUAUAUCAUUUUUUUUUUAUUCAAGAAUUAUUUAGCUGGUAGCCUAUGAAAUGAAAUUAUACAACCUCUUAAGAUCUAUUUUUAAUGUCUCUUAGUUUAAUCAAGUAGUUAUAGCAAACAUGAAAAGCUGCAACAAAGUAAUUGCAUUAAAGAUGUUCAUCAGGUUGAUUCACUAACAAUAUAGGUUCCAGCAAAAUAGCAACUCCAACUGAGAUUUCAUGGUUUAAGGUACAGUGCUAUUCAAUACCCCUUCUUACCUGCUGUCACAAGUUAACAGAAUCCAAGUAUGUUUAGUCCAUUGUGCUAGGGAGAGCAGGUAUAAACUCACACAUGAAAUGGGAAUACACAUCAGGCAGUCUGCUAAACAAAAUAGUUCAACUGUCUGAACGACCGACAUAUAAGACCUAACUGAAAGGAACAUGUAUAUGCAUUUUCCAGCUAGCCCUACAAUACACUGAGGUUGACUGACUUCAUAGCUAGCCACUAACUGUAAUACUGAGAAAAAUGCGCAAGUUCCUCUAAAUUUAGUUGGGAGAUAUAUGUAUCUAUAGCUCACUCCCCUUGUGCUUUCAUCUUUUGACCUCCAGGUCAUGGCAGAAGAGACGCCUGGCCUGUUAGAUCUAGAGAUCCUAUAGAGCAGGGAUAGGCAACCUUUGUCACUCCAGGUGUUGUGGACUACAUCUUCCCUAGUGCUUUGCUAGCAUUAUGAUUGUAAGAAAAUUAUGGGUGAUGUAGUCCACAACAUCUGGAGUACGAAAGCUAGCCUAUGCCUGCAUAUAGAUCAUCUUACUCAAGUGCAAUGAGAUGCCAUAGUAAGAUGAUGACCAUCAAACAUUGCAAGUGAUGGCAGAUGGGGAAGAUAUCUCUGCCAUUUUUAAUAAUUAUGCCAUGUAUAUCUUUUGAUUGAGUUUUUAUUUCAAAAUUAUGGAGCAGUCUAUUUACUAAAAAACCUAAUUGUGACAAUGAUCCUAAAACAUCUAGUUCAAAGGGACCCACCUCCACAUGUCAGGAGACUGUCCCAAACUACAUGAGUAUUGGAAAGAGAUUACGGACCUUGCGGAAAAAGUCUUACAGAACCCAUGGAACUAUCUCCAUCGGUGUUUUUGCUUUCAUGCCCAAUUAAAAAAAUGCCGAAACAUUCUCAAAAACUACUAAACUUAAUUUCCAUGGCAGCCAAAAGGGUUUUAGUGGAGGCUGGCUAAAGAUGGAGGUACCAUCCCUAAGAGAGGUUUUAGCUAAAAUAGAGGACAUUGCAUAAUGGAUGAACUAACAGUGAGACACACAGCGUCCACCUUCUCCAAGAUUUGGGACCUGAGGAUAGUAGGAUACUCGUGGAGGGGGUUACAGGCACUGGCUCAUUACCCCAAUACAUUUUAUUUUUCUAAUUUCUCUUUCUGUCAUUGAAAUUGUCUGGAUGCAGUGUCCCUGUCCCACUCAUAGGCAUGCGCACAGAGUGUGCCGGGUGUGCCUGGGCACACCCUAAUCCCCGCGGCACACCUAUGUAUAUUGAGACCGGCAGGGGAGAUCUCAGGAUCUCCCCUGUCGGCUCAUGCAGAGCCGGCACUAUCCGAGCGCCGGCUCUGCUCUCAGCCUCCCUCCCCACCGACCCACAUGCAGGGAGGGAGGCAGGAGAGGACCCGGGGAGCUAUUGCAAGCAGCUCUGCCGGGUUCCUCUUGCGCGAUAUGAGCGUUGCCACGGCAACGCUCAAAUCUCGCGAGAGUGAACUCUAGCCCCACAGGAGCUAGAUUUCACUCUCCACUGGACCACCAGGGAAAGCAGCAGCACGAGAUCCCCUCCCUACAUAAGGUAAGAAGGGAGGGGGUUAUCAAGUAAUGUACCCCCACCUCCACCCCCCACAAUCACCCACACAUACCAGGGUCGCAGGGGUCGUGGCUGCGACCGGGCCCGGCCCACCAGGGGGCCCGGCCGCCCCUGCGACCCGGUAUGUACCCACAGGGCCAGCCUCUUCUCCUGGGGGGCCCAGGAGCCGACCACCCCAGGGCCCCCCGAGGCUGGCCCUGCUGACCCCAGCUGGCGGGUGGCCGGUCGGGCAGGCGGGCGGGCGAGGAAGAACUCAGUGCUUCCUCUUCAGCUCCCUCGCGCACCGCACUGAUAGCGGAGCCGGAAGACGACGUCAUCUUCCGGCGCCGGCAUCCCUACGCGGCGCGCGAGGGAGCUGAAGAGGAAGCACUGAGUGCUCCCUCGCGCGCCCACCUGCCCGACCGGCCGCCCGCCCGCCCAGCAUCACCACUGGACCCCAGGGAUCCCCCCAACACUCCAAAAGGUAAGGAGGCUGGGGGGAUUACAUAAAAAAAAAAAAAACAUGUGUGAGUGUUAGUGUGUGUGUGUGUGUGUGUGUGAGUGUUAGUGUGAGUGUUAGAGUGUGUGUGUGUUAGUGUGAGUGUUAGAGUGUGUGUGUGUUAGUGUGUGUGUUAGUGUGAGUGUUAGAGUGAGUGUUAGAGUGAGUGUUAGUGUGAGUGUUAGAGUGAGUGUUAGAGUGAGUGUUAGUGAGAGUGAGUGAGUGUUAGUGAGUGUUAGUGUGUGUUAGUGUAGAGUAUGUGUGAGUGUUAGUGUGUGUGUCUGCUAGUGAGUGUUAGUGUGUGUGUCUGCUAGUGAGUGUUAGUGUGUGUGUGAGUGUUAGUGUGUGUGUCUGCUAGUGAGUGUUAGUGUGUGUGAGUGUUAGUAUGUGUGAGUGUUAGUAUGUGUGUCUGCUAGUGAGUGUUAGUGUGUGUGUCUGCUAGUGAGUGUCAGUGUUAGUGUUAGUAUGUGUGUCUGCUAGUGAGUGUCGUGUUAGUGAGUGUCAGUGUUGAUGUCUGUUAGUGAGUGCGUGUUUGUCAAUGAGAGUGUAUGUUUUGUAAGUGAGUGUGUAUGUAUGUCUGUCGCUGAGUGUGUCUCUGUCAGUAAAUGUGUGUGUCUGUUAGCUAGUGUGUAUGUUUGUAAGUGUGUCUUCAGCACUUACCUUUCUCCAGCGCCGGACUCCCUUGGCGCUGGGGAUCCCUCAGCCUCUCAGCUCCGAAUGCGACCGCGCACGCAUUCAAACCGCCCAUAGGAAAGCAUUACUCAAUGCUUUCCUAUGGACGUUCAGUGUGCUCCUCUAGCGGCUGUCAGUGAGACAGCCACUAGAGGCUGGAUUAACCCUCAGUGAAACAUAGCAGUUUCUCUGAAACUGCUAUGUUUUCAGCUGCAGGGUUAAAACUAGAGGGACCUGACACCCAGACAACUUCAUUGAGCUAAAGUGAUCUGGGUGUCUGUAGUGGUCCUUUAAGUGUGUGUGCAUCUGCAUGCACUGGCGUACAUACCGCGGUCGCAGGGGUCGCAGCUCUGUAACCCCUACGACCAGGUGCCCACCGCCAUGUGUUGCGGCCCGGCCCGCGUGCGGGGGGGGGGCCCACGGAUCAAUUUUCGCACCCGGGCCCCAUGGGUCAUGUGUACGCCACUGCACCCACACACAUACAGCACACACACAUACAACACCCACAGACAUACAUAGCACCAACACACAUACAGCACCAACACACAUACAGCACCAACACACAUACAGCACCCACAGACAUACACAGCACCCACAGACAUACACAGCACCCACAGAUAUACACAGCACCCACACACAUACAGCACCUACACACAUACAGCACCUACACACAUACAGCACCCACAGACAUACACAGCACCCACAGACAUACACAGCACCAACACACAUACAGCACUCACAGACAUACACAGCACCAACAGACAUACACAGCACCCACACACAUACAGCACCCACAGACAUACACAGCACCCACAGAUAUACACAGCACCUACACACAUAUACACAGCACCCACACACAUACAGCACCUACACACAUACAGCACCCACAUACAUACACAGCACCAACACACAUACAGCACCCAUAGACAUACACAGCACCCACACACAUACAGCACCCACAGAUAUACACAGCACCUACACACAUACAGCACCCACAGACAUACAGCACCCUCACAAACACACACAGUACCCUUACACACAGCACACAAACAGCACCCUCACACACAGCACACAAACAGCAACCUCACACACAGCACACAAACAGCAACCUCACACACACACAGCACACUAACAGUACCCUCACAAACACAAACAGGACCCUAACAAACACACACACAGCACACUACCAGUACCCUUACACACAGACAGCACCCUCACACACAGUACAUUAACAGCACCCUCACAAGCGCACACACACACAAAAAGCACCGUCACACACAGUACAUUAAGAGCACCCUCACAAGCACGCACACCCUCACCCACAUAGCACACUACCAGCACCGUCACACACAUCACACUAACAGCACCCUGACACAGCACACACACACACACACACAGUAGUGUGUGUAUGUGUGUAUAUAUGUGUGUGUGUGUGUAUAUAUAUAUAUAUGUAUAUAUAUAUAUAUACACAUAUAUACAUAUAUAUAUAUAUGCGGCGUGUGCUUGUGCUUUAGGGUGCACACCCUAAUGCAAUAGGCUGCGCACGCCUAUGCUCUCGCUUAUGUACGAGAUUACAGCAGUAACGUCAGCGCCGAGAAGGUACUGUAACCCCAAAUGGUAUUAAAGUGCCGCUUUAAUAGGACACAUAUGAAAUAAAACCAUACAGAUAUAAGCGCUGUGUUAAGACUCCCACUACUUCUUAGUGGUAGCAAUGGCUACCCUGGGUAGCAAUCAGCAUUAGAACGCAGAGAAAACCGUGACUUAAUUGCUACUAGGUGGCCGCCAUUCAACAUACGAACACGUGGCGAGAACAAAGGAUGGCGGCCAUCUUAAAACUCACGAAUGCGGUCAGCGGGGCUUACGCAUGAAUUGCCUGGAACUAAUUUCGGCACGGCAAAGUGAGUGUUAGAGUGUGUGUGUGUUAGUGUGAGUGUUAGAGUGUGUGUGUGUUAGUGUGAGUGUUAGUGUGAGUGUUAGAGUGUGUGUGUGUUAGUGUGUGUGUUAGUGUGAGUGUUAGUGUGAGUGUUAGUGUGAGUGUUAGAGUGAGUGUUAGAGUGAGUGUUAGAGUGAGUGUCAUAUCACACAAGCCAGUCCACUGAGGGCAGACCAUGGCAGGAGCUGUGUUUCAGUGCUCUCUGCAUGCUCCUAAUACCCUUAGCGUAACAAGCGCAUGCUCAACACUGCUGAAUUUUAAAAAAAAAUAUAUAUAUAUAUUUUUUUUUUUUUUUAAAGCAUUGAUUAUAGCCAGCAACAUUGGCAUCCUGUGAAUUGGGAUGCUGAUGGGCAGGGUAAAAUGGAGUGGACCAGUGAUGCAAAUCCGUCACUGGCACUGCUAAAGGGUGUAGACCUGAUUGAAAUUGGGGUGGCUACACCAGAAUUACUGGCAGGUAAGCAUGGCAUUAAUGCACGCCAGUCUGCCUUCAUAUCACACAAGCCAGUCCACUGAGGGCAGACCAUGGCAGGAGCUGUAUUUCAGUGCUCUCUGCAUGCUCCUAAUACCCUUAGCGUAACAAGCGCAUGCUCAAAAACGGGACACCAGAGAACAAAUCCAGGAUGGCGGGACAGGACCCUAAAAUCAGGAUAAUAGGGAAGACUACAUUGAUUGUUUAAGAUUUUAGUACAUGCAAGGGGAAUGUGAGAGAGCAUUUCUUUGGAAUUAUGGAAUUUUAAAGAUAGUUUCCUUCAGAAACAUCAGAUUCCUGAAAUGGAAUGAAAAAUAUUUAAGGGAAAAAACUCAAUACAAAUAACAUUACAUACAGAAAAAACAUCCUGUAACAAAUUGUGAAUCCCAUGCCAUAAACACUACUAGCAGUCCCAGUUGGAUUUUAUUUGUUUGAAGAAAAAAAAAAAAAAAGAGAUGGGGGUUUGACGUUUACAAGCCAUGUGGUGUAUGACAAUUGCUGCCUUGGUUAAUCUAUUGAACUACGGAAAAUAAACCACAUGAAGUUUUCCACUCGUUAGUAAUUUCCAUUUUCAGCUGCAUUGCUCAAAGUGUUUCUUUUUCAAAGGUAAUAGGUAAAAUUAGGAUUUCACUUUAUUUGAAGAAAAUAAGAACAUAACAGACCAUUACUGUUUAGGUGUUAGGUGUUGACUUAUUUCAAAAAUCUGAAGUGACAUGCGUCACUUCUCUAAGUGGAUGCAUAAAGUACAUUUGAUGUCUCCUAUAAAUGAAAUUUGUAUAACAUCUUCUUUAAAAUGCUACUAAUGCUAUUUCCACUGACGGAACAAGAAUGCUAGAGAUGUGAAAACCUCUUUUUAAUCUUAACUGGAUUUGCUUUAAAGUGGGAAAGGUCUUCAUAUCCAUAAGCUUUCAAUUGCUCAGAAGUUGAAUUAUGACUGUGACGGUAGUAUAGGGUAUCACCGUCAAGCAUUCCCUUCUUCCCAUAAAAGAAAAUCACCCAAUAUUCCACAAGUAGAAAUAUCCCUGGAAUCGCCGAAUAAUCCACACAUGAGCCAAAGCUUAAUGCUGGAACAAGACUAAUUUACUGGCACACAGAACUCACAAUUUAUGCAACACAAAACUCCUCCUCUGGGCCAGGCUAGAUAAUUGAGUUUCUACAAUACACAAAGCUCAAUUAUCUGCUGGCCAGAAACAUUACAAUUUUUAACAAUUUCAGAAACAUACUUUUUACAAGACAUACAAAAAUACUUUUAACAUCCCUGGAUAGCUGAGGAUACGGGUAGUUACAUAUCCAAAUCUCACGAAUUUCCGUUUGGUAGUUUCCGUGUCGCAUCAUGUGGAAGUUUGACCGGCUUGCCAUGUGGAGGUAUCCGAGUUAGAGUUCCAUAGAAUCAGUAGCAAGAGCCGGUCUCCGUUCGCAUCUAACUACACGAAAACCACCGUUCGUAUAGUUCAGCUGGUUACAUGUGAAUGUUCCCCUCAUUCGGUAGAUGCUAUCUACCGAACGCCAGUUUGAUUCGUGGAGGGGAACGUAUUCAUCCAGGACUUCCAUGGGGACCAGGCGUUCGCAUGUUUGCCGUGCCGAAAUUAGUUCCAGGCAAUUCAUGCGUAAGCCCCGCUGACCGCAUUCGUGAGUUUUAAGAUGGCCGCCAUCCUUUGUUCUCGCCACGUGUUCGUAUGUUGAAUGGCGGCCACCUAGUAGCAAUUAAGUCACGGUUUUCUCUGCGUUCUAAUGCUGAUUGCUACCCAGGGUGUGUGGUCUCCGUUCGGUAAACGAAUACAUUCAUUCCAUACAUAUUGAACCGAACUGAUACAGGCAUUUAAACAGCAGGGAGAAGGUUCAACUGAAGGCAUAUAUGUAAGUACAAGAGCUCCUUCACAAUGGCCCCCCUUUUACUCCCUGCUCCGGCAGACAUGACUGGACCUUUCCGGGUCCAGUGGGGCUGACGGGACUUCCAGCCAUUAGUCCAAGAAUAAGACCAUUUGGCGGGCCAGUCCACAUCCAGCAUUUAAAGGGCCAGCCCUUCCCGGGUCCAUGAACCCAUGGCAGGAGGCCGGCUAGUAGUCCUCUCCAGGUGCGCAGAUGCCUGGCCUUCCAUCUGUCAGGACCCAUGUUAGUCAAGCAGCCCACCCACAAAGAAAAAUCAGCAGAGUAGCCCCCCCACAAUAAACAGUACUGGCCUGUAGGUCCCAGGUUGUAGCGGGACAGUUCAGCAUCCUCGGUCUCCCUGGUGCAGCUAAGCAAACAGCUGGGGCUUCUUGGGGGGCAGAGGCCAGCGGUGCUCUGCCCUGGUGCCAGCUCUUCUGCUGGGAUAUCCUGCAGGGUGUCAGGCUCUGGGCAAGGUAGAAGGGUAGGGCAGAGGUCAGCGGUACUCUGCCCAGGUGCCAGCUCUUCCACUGGGAUAGCCUGCAGGGUGUCAGGCUCUGGGCAAGGUAGAAGGGUAGGGCAGAGGCCAGCGGUGCUCUGCUCAGGUGCCAGCCCUUCUGCUGGGAGGGGGUCAGUGGGUAUUGCAGGUUCAUCCACUGCCCCCAGGACCCGGUCGGGUUGUAGCUGUGGAGGGGAGGGCUUGCUUACCUCUUCCUCCCGGUAUCCCUGCAGGGAUAGUUGGGGAUCUGGACCAUCCGUCCAGCAUCCCUGUAGGACUGGCACAGAGACCACGGUCCCAUCUGCGCCAGUGUGGUUAGGGUUGUUCUCCCCCUCACCCAGUACCUCCUGCUGCGGUGGAAGAGGGAGGCCGGCUGCCCCUACUCCCCAGGGUGCUGGUUGCUGUAAGGUGGAGGGAUCUACCAUCACCUCCUCCUGGAACUCAGGCCGCCGCUGGGCAGAGAGACCGGUUGUCCCCUCUCCCUGUGAGAUGCACCGCCACUGGGGAUCUGAGCCGGAUACCCAGCAUCCCUGUAGGGCCGGUGGAGAGACCUCGGUCCCAUCUCCACCUGCCAUCUGUGUGUGUGUCCCGGACAAGUCUAUGAGGUACCUCACCUCUGGUAUCUCUUGCUGCUGUUGGAGAGGGAGGCCGGUUGCCUCCCCUCCCCAGGACGCGGGUUGCUGUAUGGGGGAGGGAUCUACCAUCACCUCCUCCUGGAACUCAGGCUGCGGCUGGGAAGGGAGACCGGUUGUCUCCUCUCCCUGUGAAAUACACUGCCGCUGGGGGUCUGGGCCGGGUACCCAGCAUCCCUGUUGGGCAGGUGGAGAGACCUCGGUUCCAUCUCCACCUGCCAUCUGUGGGUCUUCCCAGGACCGUUCCAUAAGGUUGCUCACCUCUGGGGCUGGUUGGACAGAAGAGGGUAGGGUGUCCAGGUAAUCCUCUGGGCUGAGGGACGGUGAUUGGGCUAAGUUGAACAGGCGUCGGUAGCUCUGCUCCAGCCCCCACUCCAUUGCGACCAGAUGACUCAGGUCUGGCCCCAGGUCGUCCGCUCGGGGAAGAUCCAGCAGGGUUUCCCUGAUGUUGUGGAUGUCCCAGAACCGAAACUCCGUGGGGCAUCCAAAGUCAUCGCCCUCCUCAAAGGACUCCCACAGUAAGCCCGGGCCAUUAUAAUCCUCUCCCUCGGGCAGAUAGUGGUUAGUCAUCCAGGGGUUGCGCUGGGUGGCGUACCACUUUAAUGCCCGGUAAGCUGCAUCUAGCCACAACUCCUUCCAAAUUAAAUCCCAGAGUUCCAACAACCAUUCAUCCAAGGGUUGCUCCCCUAGGAAAGGAGAGCGCAGGGCCUCGAGUACCUGGAACCGCUGCUUGUCACUGGGAAGGCUCUCUCCUCGCCGCCGUUGUACCUUUUCCAGGGCAUCGUGCCACAUCUCCGUACGAGUGACAUCUCUCCAGUCCAGUAUGCACUCCUCUGAUACAGGCCCAUCCUGUUGGGCCAAGUGCUGCUGCAACCUCCAGCGAAACUCCUCUUCCAUGUUGCUGUGGAUAGGGACGCUGCCCGUAGCUAGCUCUAUCCCUUGAGUUCCUCUGAAGCCAGGGUCGCUGCACAAGUGCUAGCGUUGCCCUCCAUGCACUACACCCCAGUGCCUUCCUUGAAUCCUCUGUGCAGGGAAAAAGAAGGGAAAAUCCCACCGCUUGCCACCAGUUGUGACGGUAGUAUAGGGUAUCACCGUCAAGCAUUCCCUUCUUCCCAUAAAAGAAAAUCACCCAAUAUUCCACAAGUAGAAAUAUCCCUGGAAUCGCCAAAUAAUCCACACAUGAGCCAAAGCUUAAUGCUGGAACAAGACUAAUUUACUGGCACACAGAACUCACAAUUUAUGCAACACAAAACUCCUCCUCUGGGCCAGGCUAGAUAAUUUAGUUUCUACAAUACACAAAGCUCAAUUAUCUGCUGGCCAGAAACAUUAAAAUUUUUAACAAUUUCAGAAACAUACUUUUUACAAGACAUACAAAUAUACUUUUAACAUCCCUGGAUAGCUGAGGAUACGGGUAGUUACAUAUCCAAAUCUCACGAAUUUCCGUUUGGUAGUUUCCGUGUUGCAUCAUGUGGAAGUUUGACCGGCUUGCCAUGUGGAGGUAUCCGAGUUAGAGUUCCAUAGAAUCAGUAGCAAGAGCCGGUCUCCGUUCGCAUCUAACUACACGAAAACCACCGUUCGUAUGGUUCAGCUGGUUACAUGUGAAUGUUCCCCUCAUUCGGUAGAUGCUAUCUACCGAACGCCAGUUUGAUUCGUGGAGGGGAACGUAUUCAUCCAGGACUUCCAUGGGGACCAGGCGUUCGCAUGUUUGCCGUGCCGAAAUUAGUUCCAGGCAAUUCAUGCGUAAGCCCCGCUGACCGCAUUCGUGAGUUUUAAGAUGGCCGCCAUCCUUUGUUCUCGCCACGUGUUCGUAUGUCGAAUGGCGGCCACCUAGUAGCAAUUAAGUCGCGGUUUUCUCUGCGUUCUAAUGCGGAUUGCUACCCAGGGUGUGUGGUCUCCGUUCGGUAAACGAAUACAUUCAUUCCAUACAUAUUGAACCGAACUGAUACAGGCAUUUAAACAGCAGGGAGAAGGUUCAACUGAAAGCAUAUAUGUAAGUACAAGAGCUCCUUCACAAUGACAUUUGUAAAAUUUCUGAUAACCAUAUUAUCUUGGACCCCAUGUUAUAUUUUUAGCAUGUCUUUGAAAUCCACCCACACGAUAAAAAUAACCCAUCUUUGUACAAUGAGGGUUCGGCACAGACUGAACUUGCAUAGCAGGAUUGAAUAAUGGAUGCAUGCAAUAGCCUUCCAGCUGAAGUGGUAGAGGUUAACACAGUAAAGGAGUUAAAGCAUGCGUGGGAUAGGCAUAAGGCUAUACUAGACUUAAUAUAAGGCCAGGGACUAAUGAAAGUAUUUAGAAAAUUGGGCAGACUAGAUGGGGCGAAUGGUUCUUAUAUGCCGUCACAUUUUAUGUUUCUAUGUUUCUAUUAACCUUUAUGAGAGCUUUCCACACUAUGCUUUCUUAAAAGCCAACAAGUCUCAGGUGAAGUGAGACUUGGCUGUCAGAGUGCGCUGAUUGGUUGGUUUAUUAGCCAAUCAGAGAGCUCUUUGUCAUAUUGGUCAUAUUUUAAUUUUUUCUGGUGUUUUCAAAAAUAUAUAUUUUAAUUAGUCGGUUACUAUAGAUUUUUAUUUGGCUUUUUUUGGUGCUGAAGAAAGUGAAGAAUGAAGACUUCUGAUGGUAAGUAUAAUUUUUUUUUACAGGUUUUAGAUGGUUUUUGUCCCUUAUUACUAUUAUUAGGGUGAAGGGAAUAGGUGACUAGGGUAUUGGCAACCAUUACCCACCCAGGUGGAGCUUAAACUUAUUUGGGUCGUGGACAAUGGCAUGUUCACCCCCCACCUAUUUCAAAAUUAAUUAGGGCCUCAACCUGUCACCCAUGGGUAGGGCUGGGGCAGGAGGCAAUAGAUCCCCUCCCACUUUAUUGUUAAUAUUAGAGCCCCCACUCCCCCUUAUGUGUGAAAGCCAGUGGAGGGGACAAAGUUGUCCCAAGAAAUGCCCAUGGGUUGGGCACAGGAGGGACUAUGUCCACCUCACAGGACCCUUCCUCAUGGGAUGCGGCCAUUUUUAGCGACUGGGAAGCAGUGGUAAAAAGCACAUAUGCCCCCAUCUGCCAUAUGGUUGGUGGGGAAAUAUGGAGGUUUCCAACCUCCAUUAUAGUAAUAUGGGGAUCUUAUUGACUCUUAUAGGUUUUUAUUUAUUUUUUUAUUUAUUUUACUAUUUUAAUGUGGCGGCUGGCUAGCAAACGCUGGCCAGCCGCCACAUAAUGAAUCCUCACUCCACCAACUAUUUUUAACUAUUUGCCAACUGGCUGUUAUUUCCUCAAAUUAUCAAUUCACUUUGCAAACAUGAAUCCUACCGGAUGCAUUCGUUUUAUCAUCAGCCGCUAUGCAGUCGUUGAUAAAUCUAUGAUUCCGGUGCUGUAAAUUGGUUCGGAUACGAAAAUCAAUGAUUUUCUGAACUCACCUGAACGAAUGUUACAGAAUCGCACAGGCCGACUGAAUCCUGACCGCAUUUGGCUUUAGUAAAUCUGAGAAUUGGCAGUGAAGUCAGAAUAUGGUCAUUGGGACAAAAUCCAAUGUUUAGUACAUAAUCCGGAUAAUAGCUUGCCCUAUAAAUAGUGUAGCAUGCUGAAGGUCUAUAGCAAAUAUUUGCUUACUUAUGCCAAUCCAACUAAUGUGUGUCUAGGUAUAUGCGUGACUCUGUUGGCAUUUAGGAUGAUGUCUGUAGCAUGUUGUGUAUGCAUCUUUGUGGCAUGUAGUGUUUGUGUGAAUAAGGGGGAAUGCAAAGUUGUCACAUCCUGAUUAUGGCGAUUUAAUAUUUUUGGAUAAGCUUCUGAAAUUAUUUAAUAUUUUUGGACAACAUUUUAAAAUAAUUUUUUCAAAAUAAUAAAAAUAUAAAAAUAUAAAUCAUAGAUAAAAAAAAAUAUAUAUAUACAUAUAUAUCACUAUACCAAAAAUCUCAGAAUAUUAAAAUAUUUUUCAAACUUUAAAAUAAUUUUAAAAGUGUAUCCAAAAAUAUUAAAUCAUUUGAAAAGCAUAUCCAGAAAUAUAAAAUUGAAGCCUAUGGCCUAGAUUGAAUAUGUUUUCCAAAUUAUUCAAUACUGUUAGAACAUUUUCCAAAUGGGUUAUCUACAAAAACCUCCCAUAGACUUUAAUGGUAACUUCUGAAGAGAAAUUAUUUGGAAAUGUUUCUAACCGUAUUAAAUCAUUUGGAAAGACCACCAGCCUGUGUGUAUGAUUGGGUGGAAUGUGUGUGCUAUGAUUGUUGGAAGUGAGGAGGGGGAAUGGGUCAAUAAUGCUAGUGGAGUGUGGUGGCGGCUAUGAAGCCAUUUGUGUUGAGUGUGGAAAGUUGGGGACACUGCUAGUGUGUUGUAUGUAUAUAUAUAAAAGACAAAAGUUUCCUUGCACUCAUGCUUUCUUAGCUAAUGCGGCAUAUGGUGCAUAAGUCAGCAGGCUGUUUUCACAUAAAAUAUCCAAAAUGAUGGCUGGACUCCUCGGGCUUCGUUUAAAAUUCAGUAAUUUUUUUGAUCCUGAGGAAAGCCCAAGAGUGUGGCUGAAACGUUGAUCUCGUUUUUAAUGUAUACCUAAUAAACCAUUUGGAUUUUAAACGAAGCCCGAGGAGUGCAGCCAUCAUUUUGGAUAUUAUAUAUAUAUAUAUAUAUAUAUAUAUAUAUACACACACAGUAUCUCACAAAAGUGAGUACCCCCUCACAUUUUUGAAAAGAUUUUCUUAUAUCUUUUCAUGUGACAACACUGAAGAAAUGAUACUCUGCUACAAUGUAAAGUAGUAAGUGUACAGCCUGUAUAACAGUCUAAAUUUGCUGUCCCCUCAAAAUAACUCAACACACAGCCAUUAAUGUCUAAACCGUUGGCAACAAAAGUGAGUACAUGUGCAAUUUCGGGCAAUUCGGACAUUCGGUUACUUCCGAAUAGAUGAAUUGCAGAAUUGUCGAAGUCCUGAAGUUCUGAAAUUACCAAAUUUCCAAAGUGCCGAAGCACAGUAUUGCCUAAGAACUAAUUUCCUGGCUAAUCAUGGCAGCAUAUACACAUGGGUUAGCUCCUCCCCUACAGCUGAUAGGACAGGAAAACCACCAAGGUUUUAAAAGGAGGCUCCAUGCUUAAGGUCCUCAGUCUUUUUCCUGUCCUACAGCCCUUAGGACAUGAGCAAUUUGCUCCCUUUACUUACGGACAUGUAUGUUGUUUUAUCUUCAUUACUUUAUUUGCUGUUUUACUGUAAUACAUUAUGCAGUUGUGCUUUUAUGCUGUGAUGCAUUUAAGCUUUGAUAUCUUUAAACUAGUGCAUUAUACAGCUGUACCUUAUUUUUAAGAUUGUGGUACAUUAUGCGGUUGUGCUUGUACAGGAAGCAUUUAAGCUGUGUUGCAUUUAAGCUGUGUGGCAUUUAAAACGGUUUCAUUUAAAUUUGCAUGUAAUAUUGUUGCAUGUAAUACCGCAAGUCAUUGGAAACUGCAGUACAUUUGCAAAACUGCAGUGCAUUGGAAAACUGCAGUGCAUUUGAAGACUGAUAUAUUUUAAAAACUGUGUUACAUUUUGGAAACUGUGUUAGAUUUGAAAACUGUGUUACCUUUUAUACCUUGAGGCCUUUAGACUGUGGUGCCUUUAAACUUUGACUUUUUGCACGUGGUUGCCUUUUAAACUUCCUUGCAGACACGUUUGUUAUCUAUUUUGCUUCCCCCUCGGUCCCAGUGAUUUAUUCCCAGUUCCCUGGGUGUUUAGGGCCCAUGUAGGCUUCAGACAGAGUUCUCUCCAUGGUCUCUAAACUGCAAACACACUCGGAAUAGGCCCACGUGUGUGCAGUUUGUGCCUUAUUGGGCCUAAUACAGAUGACUUGCAUUGUGGGAAUACAAGUUGUGGCAGCCAUCUUGGAUAAGGGCAAUUGCCAGAAAGUGCCUAAAAUAAAGGGAAAAUUACAGUAAACAUACACUUAUUGGGUAAGUAUUUGCAGGGUCUCCAGACAUGGAUAAGUGCUGUCUUUAGCCUGUUUUAAAGCUGUUUCGCUGGUUUCUUAUAGAAUUUAACAGUGCACAUUUUUUCUUUACCACAGGUAAUAUUUAGUUAUUAUUAUUUGUCAGGUGUCUGAUUUUUCACCAGGAUCUGGUUAUGAGGAGAAAACAGUGGAAGGAAUCGGUUAUGCACUGACUUCCUCCAGAAGGUUGUCGCUUCAGCAUGACCUAUCACUGUGCAGCCACAUGACAUGCGGGCAGGGCUUACAAAGUAAGUUCCAGAGGCCUUAGGGGUAAGAAAAGAGGCCAGGCUUUACCCUGUGGAGGAAGUUCUUUCCAACCCCAGAACUACACCCCCUAAGUUGCACACUUAUGGAUCAUAGGUGGAUGCAGACCUGUCCAAAAUUUUACGCCUACCAUUGCAGGAGGCCAGCCAGCUGUGAUUUCCGCUGCUGUUUCUACAAACAUGAAAUAUGUGAUUAAAGAUCUAAAGGCUACUAUGGAGAGAAAUAUUAAAAGUCAAGAUUGAAGAGGCAGUCUGAAGUCUUCAGGUUACCACUGACUUCUUCACAGAAACUUCCCUAGAUGUAACUAGGACAUUCUCUGGAUCAAAUGGCUUUAUCUAUAGCAGCUAAGAAAGCAUUAUGGUUCUGUUUCUGGUAUGAUGACUCAUGCUCCAAGUCUGCCCUCUACACCAUUCUAUUUGAAGGGGUGGUGCUGUUUGGGAAAACUUUGGAUUAUUCCAUUGAAAAGGCGAAUGAGAGCUGCAAGAUAUUGGUACCUUAAGAUGGAAGUUCCAAGGAUCCCAGCUCCUCAUAGUCUGACCGGAGAACCUCCAGUGACCAGUAUUUCUGAGAUACAUGGAGCUACUGGCCCUGCAGGGAAUACUCCAGAGGUAACUCAUGGCAGUUGGUAAACCUGCCUUUCAAGGUUCUAAUGGAGCUAUAACGCAGUCGUUUUGCUCUUCAGCAAUGAACAUAUCUCCUCCAGUACUAGCCUCAUUUUUCUGAUCACACAUACCUGGGCUUGUCAUACUCUGGAGGCUUGAGUGGUAUCCAUGGUCCAGAUUGAUAUAGACUGGAGUUUCGGGCACAGGAGUCUCCAUACCAACAGGAGUAUUAAGACCAAUGAAUCAAAAGGUAAAGCACUGAAGGAAGAAGCCUUCUGGACGCAGAGGUGAUUUUUUUUUUUUUUAGGUCCCAGAACAAGAGCAGUUCCAGGGACAAGUUUCACCUCUCUUCUGGUGCUAAGAGGAAAAGCACAUGAAAGCCUACACUGGACCUAAGAGGGGCCAACAAGAGGCUGAAUGUUAGAGUCUUCGAGAUGGACUCAAUCAGAUCCAUAUCUCAAGCAAUCUGGAAGGAUACUUUCCUUACCUCUAUAUAUCUCAAGGAUGCUUACUUUCAGUCCAAUCUGCAGAGAUCUUCGGCAUUAGCUCAGAAGAGAACUUCCAUGUUAGUGCCCUACCAUUUGGCCUCAAUGCGGCCCCAAGAAUUUUUCUAUGUGCUUUUAGUGUUAUUGAGAGUCCAGAACUCCACCUGGUUCCAUUAUCUGGAGGAUCUACUUCUGAUAGCCUUAGACCCCCAGAAGGCAGGCACACAUAGGUAUAUAGUUCUUUCAUAACUCCUAAAGUUUGGCUGCUUGAAUAUCAAGAAAAGCAGUUUCAGACCAGCUCAGUGGUUGACAUUCCCGAGUGGAAAAUUCUAGGCUCUGCUUUUCCCUAUCUCGGGAACAGUUCCACAGAUUGUAAAGGUUUUCUCUCUUAGUUUCUUCAUUUCUGCUUGGUAACAGCAAGAAAAUAGAUGCAACUACUAGGAAUCCUGGCUUCCACCAGCAGACUUGUCAGAUGGGCUCAAUGGCAUCUCUGGAUUCCUUACAGAUCCUUCCUAUCUUGGUCUAACCAGAGAAAGAUUAUUGGAGCCAGCCACUUACUAUGUCCCCAUCAGUGGAGUUGACCUUACCCUGGCAGCUGAAAGAGGGAUUAGAUCUGAGUUUCCAGUGAACAGAACCUCAUUGGUCAAUUAUUAGCUCGAAUUCCAGUUUUUUGAUUGGUUGCACAGUGUUUGGACCAUGUUGCACAAUAUUUCCAUUCAUUUGUAUGGAAUUGAGAGUAAUUUUCAAGGCUCUUCUUCACUUCAGAGGCUUGCUGAAGAAUGAGGGGGUCCAAAUUUGCUCAAAUAUCAAUGCAACUGUAUCCUAUAUCUACCAAGAUGGGUCUCACAGAUACGUAUUGAUGGAAUUCCAGCCCAUAAUGAUCAGGGCACAGAAGAACAACCAGUGGCUCAGAAUACCAUGGCUGUUUGCUGGAGCCAAAUAACUGUGGACAAGGUGGAUUGGCAACCAUGUCCUGACGUAUCCUCGUGGUUGACGCAGAUUGUCUGAUACCCUACAUAGAUCUGAUGUCCAUUUCUUGGAACUACCAGGUCCAGAAGUAUUUUUUACAUGCUAGGACAAGAAUUCUCAGGUUCAGGAUACACUGGCUCAAAUUUAGAAUUUUAGUCUGAUGUACAUAUUUUCCUGUUUUCGACCUUCUUAAAAAGGCAAUGCAAAAGGUGACAGUGGAAGACCGUGUCGACUAAUUCCUAUGAUGAAUAAGAUGAUUCUGGAACCUCCAAGGGAAAUUCCUGUACGUCCAGACCUAUUACAAGGCCCCAUGAAACACCAGGAUCCUCAAGUUCUGGUGUUGGUGCGGGAGUCCAUAUUAGUAUAGGCAUCCCUGAGACGGUCAUUGAGAUCCUCUUACAAUCAUAUACAGGCUUUACUAAGCUUGACAUGCUUUUGUCUGUUGGAAUAACUCCUCGUUCAGGCCUUGAAAGGUUCUGUGUUAUAACACUCUAGAGGAGCACUUAGCUGCACUUUGCUUCAUAUAGGCAUUGAUUGAAAUCAUGCCUCCACUGAGUGUGGUGAAGCCAAUAUGUGACAUACCACUGGUCACACGGGCCCUGACUGAACCAUUAUUCGAACCUCUAGAAGGAGCUUCCAUGGUGGUAGCACAGAAAGUGCUGGUGGCUGGUACCCCAGCAAGGAAAAUGGGUGAACUCCAGGCUUGAUCCUGUGAACCCCCUUUCACUACUUUUCAACAGAUAUGGUCGUCUUGCAUUUGGCACCUGAAGAUCCUGCCUAUGGUGAAUGCUUAUCUAUGUCAUUCUCUACCUGUACUGAAGGGUACCGAUUGAUGCCCCUGGUGCUUUGCUUCAUGUAAGCAACAAUUUAACUCAAGCCUCCGCUGAGGGUGUUGAAACCAAUAUGUGACGUACCACUGGUCUCACAGACUCUGACUGAACUUCUAGCAAGGAGCUUCCAUGAUGUUAGCCCAGAUGUUGCUGUUGCUGGUGACUGGUACCUCAGCAGGGUGAAUGUGUGCACUUUGCUUCAUAUAGGCAUUGAUUGAAAGCAUGCCUCCACUGAGUGUGGUGAAGCCAAUAUGUGACGUACCACUGGUCUCACGGGCCCUGACUGAACCAUUAUUCGAACCUCUAAAUGGAGCUUCCAUGGUGGUAGCAUAGAAAGCGCUGGUGGCUGGUACCCCAGCAAGGGAAAUGGGUGAACUCCAGGCUUGAUCCUGUGUACCCCCAUUCACUGAAUUUCAAUAGUAUAUGUUUGUCUUGCAUGUAGCACCAGUGAUCCUGCCUAAAGUGAGAGCCUUUCAAUGCCGUUCUCUACCUGUAGCAAAGGAUUUGGGGCAUUCUCCACUAGUGCUGUUACGGCAUCUUCCAUGGCAUCUUCCAUGGCAAUGGUCUCUGCUGAAACUUUGUAAAGUUGGCAUUUGGACCUCUUUGAACUAGUUUGUCCUGCAUUACAUAUUGGAAAUUGAAGCAAUUAAUGAGGCACAAUUUGGACGUCACGUUCGUUCUCUACCUGUGCUGGAGGGUAUCAGGGCACUCUCCUCUCAUGCUGUUGCAGCAUCAUGGGUUGCCAUGGCAAUGGUUUCUGCUGACACUUUUUGUAAGCUAGCAUUUGAACCUCUUUAGACAUGUUUGUCUGGCAUUUCAUCCUGUUCGUUAAAACAGUCUAUGAUGCACAAUUUGGUACUCAAGUACUUAACUCAGUUCAUUCUUCUAUCUAUGUUGAAUUAUUCUAGUAAUUUGAUUGGCUAUUCUGUCCCUCCCUUUGUAAGCUUGGGUAUUCCCCAUGUGUAUAUGCUGCCAUGAUUAGCCAGGAAAGUGGAAAAUGUAUUCAUACUUACCGUAAUUUUCUUUUCCUGGCUAUUAUUCAUGGCAGCAUAUACUUCCCACCCAUUAAUGUCUCGAUUUAUGUACUGUAGAGCUUGUAAACUGACUGAGGACCUUAGGGAUGGAGCCUCCUUUUUAAAACCUUGGUGGUUUUCCUGUCCUAUUGACUGUAGGGGAGGAGCUAACCCAUGUUUAUAUGCUGCCAUGAAUAAUAGCCAGGAAAAGAAAAUUACGGUAAGUAUGAAUAAAUUUUCCACUAUACUUACCAGUGGAAGAAUUAAGAAUGUUACACUGUAUACAAUUUUAAAUAAAAAGUAUACAAACAUAGCCAGGAUUCAGCUGUAAGCAUUUGCAACACUUACAACAAUCAAGUAACAUACAUUCAUAUAAAAUGUAAGUUACUUAGCCAGUCAAUGUAAUGGCAGGACUGAAUAAGUAGAUAACUCCCUAAUUCCCACGGUAUUAGGGAGCUAUCUACUAAAAGGCUGAAAGACCUAAAUUGGUCUUUCAGCCAAAUUUACUAAUACUAAGUAAAGAUUACUUGGUAUUAGUAAAUUAUGCCCCUACUUGCUAUACCGUAAAUAGGGGCAUGUCUAUUAAGCCUGUGGCUGCUCACUUUAAAAAAACGUCCCCCCCCUCUCCACCCAUGAACGGCGGGUGGGGGACCUAGAGUAAAAUAAGGGGGGGACCUAUUGUCCUCCCCCUGGCCCCCACCCAUGAGCGGUGGGUGGGGGCCCUAAAUACCAAUAAGGAGGGGGAACCUAUUUUCCUCCCCCCUGGCCCCCACCCCUGAUCGACAGAUGGGGCCCUAAAUAAAAAAUUAACCCCCCCUCCCCCAGGUGACUAGGGGUCCCCAAACCCCUAGUCACCCCCCUACCCAAAAAAACUAACCCCUACCUAACCUCCUCACCCUAAAAAUAAUGAGGGGGGGGGGGCAUUAACUAAGUACCUGUAAAAAAAAUAAAACUUAACCAUUUGAUGUUUUCUUUCUUCUAAAAUCUUAUUUUUUCAGUCCCAAAAAAAGCCAAAUAAAAAACCAUAAUAACCGACGCACUUAAAAAAAUAAAAAUAAACGAGCUCAAAACAAAAUAAUCCUUCUUCACCCAUGGAGGGCUCCAUGCAGACUGAGCUCUGCAGGGCGGGGGAAGGUUUAUAAAGCCUUGCCCCGCCCUAUUCUUUAAUUAAUAGACAUGCCCCUACUCGCGGUAUAGUGAGUAGGGGCAAAAUUUACUAAUACUAAGUAAUUUUUAAUUAGUAAAUUUGGCUGAAAGACCAAUUUAGGUCUUUCAGCCUUUUGGUAGAUAACUCCCUAAUACAUGGGAUAAUAAGCGGCUGCAAGAGACGUUCCGAUGUGUCAAAGUGCCGAAGUGCGGAAGUCCCGAAUUUCGGAAUGCCAAACCAAACCGAAAAUUUCCCCCAUGCACAUGCCUACUUACAGCACCUUUGUCGCAUAAUGGCUCUUAUUACACAGCACUCUUUACGCAGGUAGUUUCUGCCAAAGGCUGCCUAGGGCUUACUUGUGAUGAUAAGAUAGGCCUGACAGCAUGGAACUUUGUAACUGCGUUUUAACAAGAGAUCAUUCAACAAAAUAGACAGUUAUAGGGCUGAUUCAGGGCACAAAGUUCAGAGGCGGAAAGAGGCUGGCAUAGUGAAGAGUGCUUCGGCCUGAAUUGUAUGAUGGCAUCACAGGUCUUAGCUUUGAACAUCACAGCUCUACUCCUGUCUGUGAAAUGGUUCCUAUAGAAACAGCCUUGAAACUGAAAUUACUUUUGUGUAGGAGUACUUUUUUUUUUUUUUUUCUACCUCUCGUUAAUUUGCUUUCUGCUUUAUUUCCUCUUGGCCACAGUGCAACAAAGUAAAUGCAGUUUAUUUAGAAUUAAACAUUUUAAUGUUGCGCUCUGCAGUCUGUACAUAACUGUGUUCCAUUACAUUAAUUACUAUGUGUGUAUGACGCAUAAAAUCAUCAAACCAAACACUGAAAGAAUGUGUAGAUUGCCACAGCAGUAAAGAAUUAAUAGGAUUACACCAUUAUUUCAUUGUAUUGCUCUCAAUGAGUGGAGUAAGGGGAAUUACACACAAAUUUCUCUCCACAAGAGAAAAUGAUAGAGAAAAAACAUUUGGACAGAUUUAGUAUAAUUAUGAUGAUGAUUAUUAGCAUGUAACACCAGCAAAUGUAUGCAGUGUCUUGCAAAAAUAUUCAGUCCCUUGACCACUUUCUCAGAUUUUACAGAAAAGAAGGGUUAUAUAUAUAUUGAACUUGUGUUCCAUGUGAUACUUUAUGUAAACAUUUAAACACAAAAAUGAUUUAAAGCUGGAAUUGAAGAGUAUUUAAAAAAUAAACCAAAAAUGCAUUUUGCAAAAAUAUUUCUAUAGUCUGGAUGUGCCAUAUUAGCACAGCUGAAAAAAUUGCCAGUGGAUGUUAGACAUGUGCAUUUGUUUCAUUAUGAAUCCUAUUUUGUACGAAUUUUGCAAACAUUUGGCAGAAUUGGAAAUGCAACAAUUCGAAAAUUUUCGUAACAAAUGGAUUCAACGUUUUUUGAUUCUGUUCAUUUUCAUAAAGGAUAGCAAAUUAGGGACUAGUAUUAAAGGCGCACUAUAGUCACCCAGACCACUUCAGCUCAAUGAAGUGGUCUGGGUGCCAGGUCCCCAGGUUUUAACCCUUCAGAUGUAAAUUGCAUCGUUAAUCCAGCCUCUAGUGGCUGUCUUCCUAACAGCCGCUAGAGGCACUUCCCCGGCACUCAAUGCGAAAAUCGCAUUGAGCACGCAGAACGUCCUUAGGAAAGCAUUGAGAAAUGCUUUCCUAUGCGUGCUUUAAUGCGCGCACGGCUCUGGCUGCGCACGCGCAUUCGGCUCCACACAGGAGGAUAGGUCACCAGCGCCGAGGGAGCCCGGCGCGGGAUAAAGGUAAAUGGCUUUUAAGCAACUUAAAUAGCAAAAUGAAGAAAAUAGCCUUUUUUUUUUUUUAGUCUUAAAGGGACACUGUAGGCACUCCAGACCACUUCAGUAGAGCUUGUGGAGAUACUUUUAUAACCCUUUCCAGCUUUAUGCAAGUCAACAAUUCUUAAUCGUAGGUCUUCUGAGAGCUCUUUUGUGUGAGGCAUCAUUCACAUCAGGCAAUGCUUCUUGUAAAAAGCAAACCCAGAACUGGUGUGUGUUUUUUAUAGGGCAGCUGUAACCAACACCUCCAAUCUCAUCUCAUUGAUUGGACUCCAGUUGGCUGACAUCUCACUCCAAUUAGCUCUUGGAGAUGUCAUUAGUCUAGGGGUUCACAUACUUUUUCCACUUGCACUGUGAAUGUUUACAUGGUGUGUUCAAUAAAAACAUGGCAACAUUUAAUUCUUUGUGUGUUAUUAGUUUAAGCAGACUGUGAUUGUCUAUUGUUGUGACUUAGAUGAUGAUCAGAUCACAUUUUAUGACCAAUCCAUAUCAUUCCAAAGGGUUCACAUACUUUUUCUUGCAACUGUAUAUCAUUUUAUUCAGGGGAAAGAGGGCUUUCAUUUAAUAUCAAAUAUUUAGCUAUGAAACAUAAUUUAAUAUGAAAAAAAUGGGAGAAAAUAAGACAUUUUGUUAUUUUUUUAGCUCUACAUGACAUUUUAACUGUCAAUGUCAUAAUACUGUUUGCUUUUACUGCAAUAAAAUACACAUAUUUGUAUUCAGCAAAGUCUCACGUGUAAAACAGUACCCCCUAUGUACAGGUUUUAUGGUGUUUUGGGAAGUUACAGGGUCAAAUAUAGCACGUUACAUUUGAAAUUGAAAUUCGUCAGAUUGGUUACGUUGCCUUUGAGACUGUAUAGUAGCCCGGGAAUGAAAUUUACACCCAUAAUGGCAUUUCAUUUGCAAUAGUAGACAACCCAAGGUAUUGCAAAUGGGGUAUGUCCAGUCUUUUUUAGUAGCCAUUUGGUCACAAACACAAGCCUUAUAUUUGACGCUGUAACCUUUGAAAACACCAUAAAACCUGUACAUGAGGGGUACUGUUGUACUCGGGAGACUUCGCUGAACACAAAUAUUUGUGUUUCAAAACAGUAAAAAGUAUCACAGCAAUAAUAUCGUCUGUGUAAGUCUGUACGUGAAAAAUGCAAAAAACUUUACUUUUUUACUAUAUCAUCGUUGUAAUACAUUUUACUGUUUUGAAACACUAAUAUUUGUGUUCAGCAAAGUCUCCUGAGUAAAACAGUACCUCCCCCCCCCCAUGUACAGGUUUUAUGGUGUUUUGGAAAGUUAUAGGGUUAAAUAUAGUGCUAGCAAAUUAAAUUCCCUAUACUUUCGGCAUGGGUUGUCAGGCAGGUCCCACUAAUUGUAAUUAAUUAAGAUACCUCAUUAUGUAAAAAUAUUACAUAAAUAUAUAUGUAGAAUUAAUAUAUGUGUGUAUAUAUAUAUAUAUAUAUAUAUAUAUAUAUAUAUAUAUAAUUUUUCAAAAUAUUUUUAUUUAUAUAUAGGUAUGUAUAUAUAUAUAGUGAUAUAUACGUAUAUAUUUAUGUAUAUAGAUUAUUUCGUUCUACGUGUAUUUUGAUACAAAUAUAUAUAUAUAUUAAUAUCACAUUACAGUUAGAAUGAAAUAACACACAUCUAUAUAUUUUUUUAAUUAUUUAUUUUUAAUUAUUUUUGACAUUUUAUUUUUUAACGUAUUUACAUAUUUUUUUAUAUUAUAUAUAAAUAUAGAUAACAAUAAUUAUAUAUAUAUUUAAUCAGUAUCAGUCUACGUGUAAUUUGAUAUUAAUAAAUAUAUAUAUAUAUAUAUAUAUAUAUAUAUAUAUAUAUAUAUAUUAAUAGUAAAAUACACCUAGGCAGUGUAUGUAUGUAUUUGUGUGUAUAUAUAUAUAUAUAUAUAUAUGAUCUAAGUAUAUCAUUUUUUUUUACACUGAUUUUAACUUUAAUUUAUUUUAUUGCCAGCCAGCAGGGGGACUAACUGUCAUUACAGGCAGUCCCCUUGCUGGCAAUGCAGCAGCCAGCUAACCCGGCCAUGUGAUUGUUAUUUCCUCGCAAGGACCUCACUCUCACAUGGCCGUGGGGGACCGGAGGAGGCAGGAUCUGCCACGAUCUGCCACGGGGGACUCCGUGGGAUCCCAGAUGAGUCUCCCCAACCAUGAUCGCCGGCGUCUGGGUAAGUAACAAAAAGCAGGAGGGCGUACUAUUACGCCCUGCGGCGUUUAGAUCCGCUUAGAAUAGGCCGUAAUAGUAUGCCCUCCGGUUUUAAGGGGUUAAGGAUGCCAAAUUAGGACACUGUUUAGUAGAUAGCUCUCUAAUUUUGUACCCUUACAUGGGAUUGCCCUGUUUAGGAUACCAAAUUAGGGUGCUGUUUAGUAGAGCACACUAUCACAUACACUGUCAUUUCCCCAUACAACCACACUGUCAUAUGCACAUUCAUUUAUCCAUGUGUGCCCAUUUAUUUGUCUACACGCGCACAGUCAUGCUCUCUGUCAUUUACCCAUGCAUUCACAGCGCCGGAGUGGGAAGAAAAUUCGGCCCAGGCAUUUUUUAACCCCUUAAGGACUGAGCCAAAUGUAAAAGGUUUGAUCAAAAUAAAAUGUAAACAAAACUUGUUGGAAUUUGACUGUAUGUCUGUUCAACUGUAAUUCACCUUUCAUAUUAAGUGCACCCACACCUAUUAUAUAUCAUUUUAUUCAGGAGAAAUGGGGCUUUCAUUUAACAUCAAAUAUUUAGUUAUAAAACAUAAUUUAAUAUGAAUAAAAUAUUUAAAAAAAUGUGAGAAAUUAAGAAAUGGUUGUUUUUUUUUUAAUUGUGCAUGACAUUUUAACUGUGAAUGUCAUAAUACUGUUUGCUUUUACUGCAAUAAAAUACACAUAUUUGCAUUCAGCUAUGUCUUACAUGUAAAACAAUACCCCCUAUGCACAGAGUUUAUGGUGUUUUGGGAAGUAACAGGGUCAGGUAUAGCAUGUUACAUUUUUCAUUUUUUUCACAUUGAAAUUCGCCAGAUUGGUUACGUUGCCUUUGAGACCGUAUGGUAGCCUAGGAAUGAGAAUUACCCCCAUGAUGGCAUACAAUUUCCAGUAGUAGACAACCCAAGGUAUUGCAAAUGGGGUAUGUCCAGUCUUUUUUAGUAGACGCUUGGUCACAAACACUGGCCAAAGUUAGUGUUAAUAUUUGUGUGUGAAAAAUGCAAAAAACAAAUUUGAACGCCAGUUUUGGCCAGUGUUUGUGACUAAGUGGCUAGUAAAAGUGACUGGACAUACCCCAUUUGCAAUACCUUGGGUUGUCUACUUUUGCAAAUGGUAUGCCAUCAUGGGGGUAAUUCUUAUUCCUGGGCUACCAUACAGUCUCAAAAGCAGUGUAACCAAUCUGGCGAAUUUCAAUGUGAAAAGACUGAAACACAAGCCUUAUGUUUGACUCUGUAACUUUUGAAAACACCAUAAAACCUGUACAUGAGGUGUACUAUUAUACUCGGGAGACUUCGUUGAACACAAAUAUUAGUGUUUCAAAACCAUAAAAUGUAUCACAACAAUUAUAUCGUCAGUGUAAGUGCCGUUUGUGUGUGAAAAAUGAAUCAAAAUUCACUUUCACUAAUGAUAUCAUCGUUGUAAUACAUUUUACUAUUUUGAAACACUAACACAUUUGUGUUCAGCUAAGUCUCCCGAGUAAAACAGUAAACCCCCAUGUACAGGUUUUAUGGUGUCUUGGAAACUUACAAGGUUAAAUAUAGUGCUAGCAAAUUAAAUUCUCUGAACUUUCUGCCUGGGUUAUCAGGCAAGUCCCGCAAAUUGUAAUUAAAAAAAUGACUUAAUUAUGUAAAAAUAUUACAUAAAUAUAUGUAGAAUUAAAAUAUAUAUAUAUAUAUAUAUAUAUAUAUAUAUAUAUAUAUAUAUAUACAUAUAUAUUUAUGUAUAUAGAUAUAUAUAUUAUUUUGUUCUAAGUGUAUUUUGUUAUCAAUAUAUAUAUAUAUAUAUAUAUAUAUAUAUAUAUAUAUAGUCAAAAUACACUGUAUUUUAUGUAUGUGUAUGUAUGCCCAAUGGCCAGUCCGGGCCUGUACAUGCACACAGUCAUAAACACGUUCACUUACCCAUGUAUACACACAGUCAAAUAUACGUUCAUUGUACAGCACUACGGAAUCUGAUGGCGCUAUAUAAAUAAUAAUAAUGAUCAUAAUUAUGUGUAUGUGUGUGUAUAUAUAUAUAUAUAUAUAUAUAUAUAUAUGUAUAUGUUAAGGCGGGGCCUGUAGUUCUGGGAGGGGUUAACUGGCCUAUUUAAAUUCCAACCAACCUCUAAUCAUGCCUGAGAUCGACUCUGACUCCAUUGGCGUCCACUUCCGGUUCCAGUCAGACUGCACCUCCAGUAGCAGCAAGGAUUCCAACAGCUCUCAGCCAACAUCAGCCUGACACAAGCCUGCUGGCCACUGUUGGGUCUCGCCGCCGGAGCACCCAGACCGGGCACACUUCCGGGUCUGGUAAGUACAGCUCCCCCCACCAACGCACAUAAACACUCGCCAGGAACAACCCUCACCCCGGACGCACGAACGCUCUCCCUGACGCAACGGGCCUUCCGGGUACACAGCCCGGCAAUCGCGGGGCAGAGGGGCCGGCAAACACAUACACACGUGCCGAAUCCACCCCCCCCCCAGCAUACUGUGAUCUACCAAAACAUAGCAUCCUUCAUGUGCAUGUAUUAAAAGCUCCUGUUAUAAACCAGUCACCAUAGCUUGUGAAAUCACAACCUCAGUAUAUAAUUAAUUAGAACGAUUGUCCAUUACAAGGACAGCUCUUUAGCACCCAGAGUAUACUUUGAAAAUUUCACAAACUCUUUUUCCUUUUCCUGUCAUGCGGUAUCUCUUCCGGGUUAGGCACUUCCGCAUUGCGGAGUCGGCCCCGCCCCCUUCUGACGCGGCUCUGACAGUACUUAGGGAGACUGCGCCAGGGAGAAGGCGCUUGGUGAUUGUGGGACCUACUUCCGGGUAUACACGCUGGCUCCACGAGCUCUGACAAGCCGUCCUAGCCUUUGAGCGAAUGCAAGGAUUGCUGCAUGCCAUAGAGGAUUACUGGAGAACGGAUACUUUGCUAAUUUACAAGUGGACUAUAACUCUGAACUCUUGGAGGACAACUCUCCAUAACCUUAAGUAUAUCUUUCAACUAUUGUCUGCAAUAUCAUUUAUUAAUGAACCAAUUCCUGCUUGCUCAAAUCUUCUCUGCUUUAAGUUACUUCAAGUUAUUAAUUAUGUGGAGGACAACUCCCAUCAUGCUUAUUUACUAUGAACUGUUUCUUGGAACCAAUUCCUGCUUGCUCAAAUCUUCUCUGCUUCAAGUUACUAAUUAUAUGGAGGACAACUCCCAUCAUGCUUAUUUACUAUGAACUGUUUCUUGCUUUGCAAAUACUCUCUACUACCUGCUUAUGUUUUUAUUGAAGAUUAUUCCCAGCAACCUAAAGAAUCUUAUUUAAUACUUCUCUGAGGAAAUACUUAUUAAUGAACUUUGUAUUGUUUGAUAACCUGCACUUUCUUCUUAUUGCAUUAUUGCCUAUAUGCAAUUCAUUUAAGUUUAUCAAUUAUUAAAACUUUGUUUGAUUCUCAAUUUGCCAGCAAUCCUCUCUUUUCUUAAAGCUACAGUAUUGAUACUUUAAAGAUUCUUCAUUUCUUUACUAUUGUAAUUAAGGAGUUCUACACGCUGCAGUUGAGUUCCAAUCCAAAUAAACCAAGUAGCAUAACAUUUCCUCAUACAUGUAUUUUAGCUAGGCUACUCCUAAUCUAGGAUCACAACCUCAUUGAAUACCUCACUACCACAAAACAGGUAAGUGAGAGAGUUUUCUAGUUUAAAUUUCGGUUUUAGUUGUAUACUCACCCUAAUCAUCGCCUAGGUCUCCCGAGACAACUCAUAGUCCACGAACUUCAAUCCAGUAUCCACCUGAAGCUACGUUCAGGUAAUUCAUACCCCAUUUGACCACGCUCACAUACGUCAGGCCGGAAGCAUUAAUCGUUCCUUAUCUUAGGUCUCCAAGCCAUCUCAGGCAACUCUUGUACCGAAACAAGUUCUACAUAGAACAUUAUUUCCAUACUAGAGGUCAAAGCAAUCGUCCAAACUCGUAAGGCGCAUGUAAGUAUCGUCCUGCAAUUUCCAUCUAUUACUCCCAUUAGUAAGCACACCCUGUCAGAUCAACAGGUAGCAUGGCCACCACAAUGGCUCCAUGUCAACCUCAAAACGAAAAUCACGCUCACACACCUUGGAUAGAUCCAUUAAAUUCACCACCGGGGCACGACAUCCCCAAAUUGUUCCAUAGUUCACUCUACGUUUCACGACAUUACACUUAGUUCGGUACUCACAGGUGGGUACCGCUCCGCCCACCGGCAUCAUGAGUAAAACGUACCAUGGACACUUUAGAGCACCCUAAUUCACACCACCGUAACUAGGAGAUCACUCCCUACCGGAAGGAACCUAACUCGCCCAAUAGCACCCUUCCUCCUAAACAAUCGAUUACUCCUAACUCAUGUGCUUACUCGUGUUAUAGAAUGUCACACGCUUCGGAUGUAGCUGAGGAUGUCUCCCUACCCAGCACCCCAGCCAGAAUCUCCAGCCCAACCAGACCAAGUACCCCAGUCCAGGGUCUCUACGUUCUUGGACCAUACCCAAGAUUGCAGCAGAACUCAGGAGACGAGGCAUACCAUAACCGGCCAUGGCUCGUAAAGCAGAACUAUACCGCCUCCUGAAUGCCAACCCCGACACCCCAAGACCAGGCACCAGCACACAGGCAGCUCACAUAUCAUCACUCCAGCCCACUUAGUACCCCAGGCUAUUAAGAAAGACAUUUUAGAAGGGAAAGACGUCAACCUGGUAUCUCUCCUCAUAGCAUUCCAAGACUUGGUAGAAAACAAGGCUUACUGCUAUGGGGAGUUAUCGGUUGUACUCAAGGCUAGGGAUCCCAGACUCAACAAGAAGCUAUCCAUCCAUGACUUUGUGAUAGCAUUUGGCCUAUACAGGGACGUCAUAUGUUCUGUCUUCCCACAACGCAGAGAGGAGCUGGAUCUUUACCUCCACAAAUUGGUCGACCUAUGUAACAAGUACGGAGGCUAUUCCUUCUAUGAUUAUCAUAGGUAAUUUUUGUAGAAGGCGGCGGCAGCACUGGUUUAGUUUAACAUACGCUCAGACUGGAGCCAACUAGAUACGGAACUAUUCUACUGCCACUUCGCUGGCCUCAAGCCUCCGUCUCGUGCCAUUUGUGCAUCAACCGCACAUUCCACCAAUUUGUGCCCCUCCGAACUGAGCCUCCACUAGCCACGCAGAGGCCACCCCCAACAAAUCAGACAGGGUACUAAAAGACAAACUGGGCAGACCCAUUAUUUUUUUAGGCAAAGCACAGAUAUGCAACAACUUCAAAGUAGGAGGUUGUAGCUUCAGCGCUUGUCGUUUGUUGCAUGUCUGUUCCCUCUGCUUUAGGGCACACGCAAAGUCCAUGUGCCCCUAACCGGCUUUUCCCGAGACAAUGACUCACCAAAGUUAAUAUUAGCAAUCUCACCUAUUAUCUCGCUAACCACCCCUCCCCUCACUUGAUCGAGUUCCUCACCACGGGAUUCACCGAAGGAUUCCACACCGGGCUAGUGGCACUCCCGGGGAGCACGCUAGAAUGCAGGAAUCUUCAAUCAGCCAUCUUAGACCCCGACACCACCGACGCACUGCUCACAGCAGAAAUCAACCACAGGUUUAUGAUAGGCCCCUUCGCACAACCCCCCUAUGCCAGUUUCAGAACUAACCCAAUUGGCAUUGCAACCGGGAAAUUUAACAAUAAAAAACGCAUGAUCAUUGACUUGUCUGCACCUCAUUCGUCCGUGGUUCCUAGCAUUAAUUCUCUAAUACCAUCCAGCAAGUUUUCACUGCAGUAUGCCACAGUGGACAAUGCUAUAGAGGCAAUUUUGAAAGCAGGUUACAGCGCCUGGUUAGGAAAAACCGACAUCGCUAACGCUUUCAAGUUGCUACCUAUACAUCCGUCUCUGUGGCGCUACUUCGCAACACGUCUGAUGUUUGGGGCCAAAAGCAGUCCCAAACUAUUCGACAAAUUCGCCAAAACACUGUGCUGGCUCCUACUAAACAUGUGUGGCUGCCCGGUAGUAAUAGACUACCUGGAUGACUUCCUCACAGUUGAGGAACCUAAUUUUAUUCCCCACAGCAUUGACGAAACUGCUGCAUUUUUCUCCAUACUAGGAGUCCCGUGUGACGAAGUGCCCUUCGCCACUUGGUCCUGGAGAGGCCUGCUUGCCAGCCUCCUCCCCUGUGACUAUGACUCUUUGAUGUAUUUCGCUUUAAAUCCCCUAUUCUACCUUCAGACAGACUAUUUAUGUAGGUUGCUUUAUUUCUCUUAUGCUUUAGUCACCCUGUACCCAUUAUAGGUGCAGGGUGUGUGUAAUGUAAUUGUUUAUAGUGUGUGUGUGUGUACUGUGAAAUGUAUUGCUUGCUCUCCUGUACUGCUGAGGUUUGCUACCAACUAGGUGGAUUUGGCUAUGGAGCUUGUCUAGUGCCCUCUGUUGGCAGCAACAGCAAUAUGCACUACCUGAAUAGCAAGACUGGUUCAUUUGCACAUUCGGGUAGAUUUGCAUAUUGCUAAUUCUGCAGCCACGUGAAAUAUUUUCUGUUAAAUAUUGUCUACCCCACCCCUCUAAAAAUAUGCCAUUGUGUUAUAAUAAGUCACUGUACUCAGUCGGAGUACGGUGAGCUCCGUUACAUCCCCCUAUCAAGGGACAAAACUAUAAGUCCUUCUACAGCCCUAACCUUUUUAGGUAUCCAUCUUGAUUCCACAUCCACGAUAGCUAGCCUACCAGAAGAGAAAGUUAACCGCAUCAUAAACGAAAUCACAUGGUUCACACACAAUAACAAUUGCUCCCGCAAAGAGCUGCAAUCUGUUCUCGGCUCCUUGAACGUCGCGAUCCGCAUAAUACCACAGGGCCGCGCAUUCAUUUCACGCUUACUACACCUCCUAAUGGAGGCCCCUUACGACAAUACGCCCAUUCUAAUCAACAAUAACGCCAAGGCAGACUUGCUUAUGUGGGGUAGGUUUCUCUCCUCCUGGAGCGGGAGGUCAAUGUUCAUACCCCCUCUGGACGAGAAAUCCCCGGUCAUAUGCACCGAUACAGCAGUCCACACAGGGUUCGCAGCCAUAUAUCAAAACCAAUGGCUCCACCUUUAACACUACAUCCUCGCUAUUCAAACUUUAUCCGAUAGUAGCAGCAGCACACACUUGGGGCUCAUUGUGGAAGGGAAAAGCAGUUAAAUGCCUCUCAGACAACGAAGCCACGAGCGAGAUCAUAAACAAAGGCAGAUCUUCUUCCCUAGUCAUUAUAAGGCUCAUGAGGAGACUCACCUGGCUGGCAGCAACACACAAUUUUCACUUGGUUUGCAUACACAUACCUGGUAGGGACAAUAUCGCUGCUGAAGAGCUCUAGCAUGAGGAAAAGGCCCAGUAUUUGUUCUGCACAGCGCAAGCAUUUUUAUUAACAUGCUUGCAAUGUGUUUGCUUGCAACUUGCCUCUGGUGUCUCCAUAGAUGGGAUACCAGAAGACAAAAAUGCCAGGAAAGAGUAUUGUGCAUGUGUUUAGACCUGCUUGUGGGAUUGCAUGUGUGUAGAGUGAGCUGAUUGUGGUGUGGUAUUGUGUAAAUAAGUUGGUUUUAGUUGUGUUGUGUUUGUGGUGUAAUGUAAUGAAAGUGUGUCUAGGUAAUGCAGAGAGAGUGUUUAUAGGGGAUAUAGUGUGUAUAGGGGAUGUAGCCAGUGUGUGCAUACGGGCUGUAGUGUGUGUGUGUAUAGGUGAUGUAGUGUGUGUAGGGAUUGUAUAGAGUGUGUUUUUAGGGAAUGUAGUAUGUGUUUGCUUACAAGGAAUCUAGUGUGUGACUAGGGGAUCCAGAGUAUGUAUUUCAGGAAUGUAGUGUGUGUAGGUGGUGCAGUGUGUGUGGGUAUGUAGAGGAUCUCGUGUAUGUUUGAAGGACCCAGAGUGUGUGUAUAGGAGAUCUAGUAAGUGUGUGUGUAGAGGAUUCAGAGCGUAUAUAGGGAUCUAGUGUGUGUAUGCGUGUAGAUGAUCCAGAGUUUGGUAAGGGAUCUAGUGUGUGUCUGGAAUGGAAUGUGUUUAGGAGUGCAGUAUGUGUGUGAAUGGUUCUUAAGUAUAUAUACAGAUAUGUUUGAACGUAUUGUGUGUGUGUGUGUGGUGCAGUGUGUUAGGGGGGUGCUGUGUGUGUGUGUGGGGUGCGGUGUGUAUGAGAGGAGUGCACUGUUUAUGAGAGGGUGCACUGUUUAUGCAACGGGUGCAGUAUGUGUGUGUGAGGGUGCUGUGUGGGUAAGUGAGGGGUGCACUUUGUGUGCGGGUGCUUUGAGUGUCAGGGGUGCUGUGUGUGUGAGUAAGUGUGCUAUGAGCUGUAUGCGUGUGUUAGUGAGGGUGCUGUGUGUGUGUGAUGGUGCUGUGUGUGUGUGAGGGGUGCAGUGUGUGCGAGUGAGGGUGCUGUGUUUGUGUGAGGCUGCUGUGUGUGAGUGAGGGUGCAGUGUGUGUGAGGGUGCUUUGAGUGUCAGGGGUGCAGUGUGUGUGAGUGUGUGUGUGUGAGUUACCAGCCUAUUACAGUCUCAUAAUAUAGCUUAAAGAUGGGGCUUCCCACCCAAACUCAUAAGAAAUGGAUCAGCAGGGUAAUCACCUCACCAGAAGAUGGCGUGAAAGUGCUUCACACAUGUAAUAGUGACUAUGGACCUAUUGUGGAGAAUACCCCAGUGUCGCAAGGCCGACUAUGCUGGCCAUGUUUUACAUCUGUCACGGUGCCUGAUCGGCACCUCCGUGUGACCGCACCAGAUCAGUGCAGUCACACUAUCGCAUUGACCGAUCGGCACCACAAUGUGACCGCAUCUGAUCGGUGCAUUCACGCUAAAGGAGGGAGAGGUUACUCACCUUACCUCCAAAACCUCUCCCUCCGUGCAGUUUGAAAUUCAGCAACCGGGUCCAGUGUUAGGAAGGACGCCGGCUGCUGCAAGGCGGCGCUAAUUAUUAACACCGCCAACAAUGACGUCACUAGUGACAUGAACGUUCAUGUGGCGUCACGUUUUAGCUCCCAAUAUGGGCUGAUCACAAAGGCUUCUUAGCUUUCAUAUGGCCUUCGUUACUUCAUGUUCUAACCACAUAUAGUAAUGAGCUCCCGCACACUUCAGGGCUUAGAGCCAGAUAGUCUAUACUGAUAAUUCUCAACCUACCCACUAUUCUAAAGUGUCACUUAUAUGUUGAAUGUAUUAUUCAUGUUUGUUGUUGAUAUAAACACUGUUGCACAUAGAAGGCUUAUCAAUAAACUGCAAUCUUUAAGUUUGGAUUCCAAUAUUGUUGAAUGGGUAAGGCAGUGGCUGAGUGACAGGCAACAGAGGGUUAUUGUUAAUGGAAUAUAUUCGAAGCUUGGACUUGUCACCAGUGGGGUACCUCAGGGAUCUGUACUUGAACCCAUUCUCUUUAAUAUUUUUAUUAGUGAUAUUGCAGAAGGUCUUGAUGGUAAGGUAUAUCUUUUUGCUGAUGAUACUAAGAUAUGUAACAGGGUUGAUGUUCCAGGAGGGAUAAGCCAAAUGGCAAAUGAUUUAGGUAAACUAGAAAAAUGGUCAGAAUUGUGGCAACUGACAUUUAAUGUGGAUAAGUGCAAGAUAAUGCAUCUUGGACGUAAAAACCCAAGGGCAGAGUACAGAAUAUUUGAUAGAGUCCUAACCUCAACAUAUGAGGAAAGGGAUUUAGGGGUGAUUAUUUCUGAUGACUUAAAGGCAGGCAGAUAAUGUAAUAGAGCAGCAGGAAAUGCUAGCAGAAUGCUUGGUUGUAUAGGGAGAGGUAUUAGCAGUAGAAAGAGGGAAGUGCUCAUGCCAUUGUACAGAACACUGGUGAGACCUCACUUGGAGUAUUGUACACAGUACUGGAGACCGUAUCUUCAGAAGGAUAUUGAUACCUUAGAGAGGGUUCAGAGAAGGGCUACUAAACUGGUUCAUGGAUUGCGGGAUAAAACUUACCAGGAAAGGUUAAAGGAUCUUAACAUGUAUAGCUUGGAGGAAAGACGAGACAGGGGGGAUAUGAUAGAAACAUUUAAAUAUAUAAAGGGAAUCAACACAGUAAAGGAGGAGACUAUAUUUAAAAUAAGAAAAACUACCACAACAAGAGGACAUAGUCUUAAAUUAGAGGGACAAAGGUUUAAAAAUAAUAUCAGGAAGUAUUACUUUACUGAGAGGGUAGUGGAUGCAUGGAAUAGCCUUCCAGCUGAAGUGGUAGAGGUUAACACAGUAAAGGAGUUUAAGCAUGCGUGGGAUAGGCAUAAGGCUAUCCUAACUAUAAGAUAAGACUAGGGACUAAUGAAAGUAUUUAGAAAAUUGGGCAGACUAGAUGGGCAGAAUGCUUCUUAUCUGCCGUCACAUUCUAUGUUUCUAUGUUUCUAAGUUAGCUUCUUGGAGAAGUUCUUUGAUAAAAUAGAGUCCCUGAAAGAGGGUAAAGUUGUAAUAUGCAAAGAUUUUAACUGAGAUUGUAACUGCCUUCCCUAAUACAAGAACAGAAACUGAGCUCUGGUUUACACUGCCUAGUCCUACAACACAAUCUCCAUGAUAAAAAGGCAGAAAAGUAAGUGAAGAAAAUCCCUCACUCACAACAAACAUGUAGCCUCAACUCCAAAAUUAAAUAAGCAUGGAUAUACUGGUUUUCAUCAUAUUUAUAGUUCAAUAGGUGCAAUAACAGGGUAACCUUCUCGUGCUGGAAUCCCCAGUAAUCAAAUGAUACUUCAUGUUGAGAAAGCACCCGGAGUGUUGCAAAAUGCAUCCAGGGCUUCUCUAAUCUUUCUUAAGGGUGGGCUUCUUUGGUGGUCUCCCCCCUCUACAGCAGCUGUGGGUGGUCCUAUGCUCUGGUUUUGGACUUUUUAUACUUUGUUUACGCACAACUUUUUUUUUCAUUUUUCACAUGCUUUUCGCAUGCUUGGACCAAUACAGCAUACAUGAGUAUUGUUUUUCUAGUAUCUUGCCAUAUGUAUCUUAUUUUUUACUUCAAUAAAUGUGCAUUUUGUUUCUAUAAUUUUCUUCCUGAUGUAUUUUUGGGAAUUCCCUAUGAGUGCGGAUCAACAAACUUGUCCUGUGUGAAGUACAAUCUCCAUGAUGCCUGGAAGGUGCUGAACCCAUUCAAGGAAGAUUAUACAUUCCAUUCUGCUGUGCUCAAAAAAUAAUCGAGGAUCUGUGUAGAUGGUUAAAUUUAUUUAUUUUAUUUAUAAAAUAUUUUACCAGGAAGAUCUUACCAAUGAUUACAAAAGCCACAAUAGAAACCAUUAACUGGUCCGAUCAUGGCCCAGUCUCCAUCUCUAUAGCAAUUUCUCACCCCAACAGGGGACCUGGAAAGUGGCGACUCAAUGAGGACCCAAUGGAAGACCCUCAAAUUACUCAAAAAGUAACAACAGUGAUAUCAGACUUUUUUCAAGCUAACUCCAAUCACGAAUCAACUGCUGAAAUAAUAUGACUAGCACACAAACCAACCAUCUGUGGAAUCUUUAUCCAGCAAAGAGCCAGGAAGAAAAAGGUCUCACCAAGAAUUAUGAGCAACUAUCGGCAUCAUUAAAGAACCUAAAGAAGAAACAUAAAGCCCAGCCCUCAGCUCAACUUCUACAACUCAUCUGUCAAACAAAACAGAAGCUCAAAGAGACAAUAUAUAAGCAACGGGCCGUCAUCUACGCAGACUGGCCCAUCCAUUUUACUCACAGGGCACCAAAGCGGGUAAGUUACUCAUCAAUAAACUGAAACAUAAAACUUUCAACAACAAAAAAGUUCCAUUCUUGUGUACUGAUGAUGGAGUAAAACUAACAAAUCCCUCACAAUGUAAAUGAACUAGCCUCUUACUACCACUCAUUGAAUAACUUACAUGCUGACAUUACUGCUCCUUAACCAUCAGCCCAAGAAACCUUUGAAUAUUUGGAGGAAAUCACUCUGUCUCAAGUCUCAGUUUAACAGAACAGAGACCUGGGUCCCCUAUUGCAAAGCAGAAAGUACCGAAGGUUAUUAAAGCCCUCCCUCUUACUAACUGUUACUAUUGCAUGUUCUUUGACCUACUAGGGCCCGAUUUAAUAGACUUAUUUAAUUAAAUUAUGCCCUUUGGAAAUAUCCCCCCUGAGAUGCUAACUACAACAAGUGUGAUCCUACAUAUACCUGGCAAAACGUGCACCAAUUUUUGCCCUCUAUCUUUACUUAACUGAGAUACAAAACUGUAUGCGGGGGGCGGGGCCGGGCCGGGCCGCCGGGCCGACUGGAGGCCAUUAGCUUGAGCUCCGGCUGUGAGCUCGUGAUAACAGCACAAAAUACUGUUCCUGACCGCUUAAAAGACGGAUCCUCCGACACCAGUGCACGGAGAAUGACCUAAGCUUUUACCCGCUACCCGCAUGAAACUCCUCGCCUGUCGGGUGAGUGGAGGCGGCCAUCCCCGGCCUACCAACGGCUGAGAAUCCGACCGCAUGCGCAUCCGCGGGGAAGCGCUGAGCCGAGGCACCCGGGCAGAAGAAGCCACGAGAGGAGUACUCCGACAAAGAGCAACUCCCGGCCCGGGGCACGGCCCUGUCCCCCCCCCGGCCGGUGGGGGUUAUCCCAGCCACAUGGCGACCGCUCGUGCCGUGACGGGAGCCCCCGCUGCGGUAACGUGCUGGACGCCUAUACUGGCAAAGCCUGCAUACAGCACAGCCAGCCAGCAGAUGUGGGAGCUGAUAAGGUGGAAGCCAUCCGCCUUCAAGAGGAAGCACCUAGGAAGGGUGUGGAGCAGAGCAACGGCUGUGUGGAGGACGGCCAGCCGGCAGAUGUGGACACUGCCACGGUGGGGAAGGUACACUCACCUGAGGAGGCAAUCAGGCAGAGAUAAAGGAGACCUGCACUAUUACAGAGGUUGGAGACCUAAUGCAGCUGCACCCCACUGCCUGUGUAUGUUCUCCCUCAAGCCACCAGUGACUGUUCAGAGCUGUAGUAACCAUGAAGAAUACCAACCAUGGCGAGCUGAUCCAAACGGCCGAUACGGACUUUGGCAUUGCUGAGCACCAGAUGGAUCCCUCGUGAUGACUGCCAGCCCGUCAGAAAAAGUGAGUGCCCAGGCAUCUGGGUCUGGGAGGUCCCCGGAGAGCCUUGUCCCUGAUGCUGGGAGCCCUGUGGGGCUGGUCUGCGUGGCCCCCCCGGCGGACCGGUGGCCGGGGGCGGCGGGCACCGGCUCCAAGUAUGUGGCCGGCGCCCGGAGAGACAUUGGGACACUCGCUUCCCUGGGCGGUGUUGGGGAGGUGCAGGGAGCAGGAGGCCCGCGGACUCUAGGUGUGGGGGUCAAGUGGACUGUCUCUGCCACCGAGUGCCCACAGCACCGCGGGGGACCCAUGUGAUGGGCUGGGGUCGCUCCAGGGAGGACGGACGGAGACUCGGCAUCCCAGGAGAUGCACUGCGGCCGUGCCACGGGAGGCCCUCAUCGGACAGAUACUAAGACCAGCCAGGCUCCUUUACUGUUACAGUUAUUACCGUUAAUUUAUUUUUGCUUUGUUCUGUAUACAUCCAUCCUUACCGCAUGCCUAGUUCACAACACAUUAGACGCAGUAAUAGGGCUGCUAGCUAUGCCUAAACCCCUGCUUCACGAUGCCUGACUAACAUAUCGUAUAAAAACGUGUGUACUUGAGGUAGCAAUGGGACCCGAAUAUAGUUUUGGUAGGGACGCUACAGAACGACACCCCACGUGGUCCUGCUGUCUUCAGCUGACAAACCUUAUUAAAUUGCAAAAUACAACACCCUCUACCACAACACACGCCAUAUUGCUAUAUAUCGCCUCACCGGGAGACAGGCAGCCACCCGACGCUCGCUUUCACAGUGCUCAGGAGAUAAGCUCCGUUCAAGACACCUAGCGCAUGCACCUGGCUCAAGAAGAGCCCGCUUAACGCACACAGACCUGAACAUUUAGCCACGCAUCUAAGCAAGCACUGCACGUAUUGACCAUUUCAUACUUAGCACCCGCAUAUAACGUGCACAACUUUUGAAUCUUAACUGAGCUUCCCUUUUGUCAGUCCUAAUGCUAUAGUUUUUUUUUAGAUUUUAUACAAAGCCAAAACAAAUCUCGCAAACUUAAUGUAUACUUAAUCUACUUAACUGCAUGUUUUUUUUUUUAACCACGUAUAAGGCUACCUAUGCGGAAAGCGCCAUCGCACGCAAAGUUAGACAUAGGAAUGGCUCAGAUGACUAAACAACCUACAUAAUGCGUUAUUAUACCUGUUAAAUGCCCUUGUUAUACCAAAUCUUGCAAAGCCUGUGUACAUCCAAUUUACUUUGCUUUAUUCUCGUCUCAUCUGAUUUAUAUGCCUCUGCGCAGGCAACCAAAUGUUAUUUUUAGCAAUUCAAAAAAAAGUCUGCCUACGCUUCUUUGCGACUUUAAUAAACAUAUUUAAAACAAAACUGUAUGCGAAUGUCAUAGCCACUAGACUCAAUAAAAUCCUACUGGAAUUAGUAUGUAAGGAUCAGUCUAGCUUUGUCCCUGCAAGACAUGCCACAGUCAAAACCAGAUCCAUAUUCAAUAUGAUAGAACAUGCCUAAUUCAAGUGUAGCCUGCUUUCUCCUAGUUUAGAUGCAGAAAAGGCUUUUGAUCACCUUAAUCUGCUGUCCUAUAGAAAUUGGAAUGUCUCUGGCAUUUUUGAAAGCCUUUUAUAUAGCCUCCUCCGCAAGAAUUAUGAAUUGAAGUUUUCUAUCUAACACCUUUUCCAUUUUGAAUGGAACUCGCCAAGGAUGCCCACUUUCUCCAUUAAACCUAGAACCUAUUAGUGAAAAAAUAUGUCCUUGUUUGAGAAUGACAUCCUGCAUUGCCUUACUAACCCUUUAAUAUCCCUGCUGUUCCUUAUCAAGAAACUUACAAGAUACAGUGCAGUUUUGUAUUACUGAAACAAUGUGGAGAAAACACAAGCCUUCCCUAUUGGAAUUCGAAGCACUCAAGUUCAGCUACUAAAAGAGAAUUACCAGUUCGAUUGGAGAAUAGACUUUAAAACAUACCUAUGUGGGAGAUUUGCAAAUUCAAAACAAAUUCUAUUGCAGAAGACCAAGACAAUAGUUGAAGCAAGGGACAAAAACAAGCUUUCAUGGAUGGCCAGGAUGAACUCAGCGAAAAAUGUCUAUAUUGCCUACAAUUCUAUACCUUUUCUGCAUGUUGCCCAUCCAAAUUCCUGAUAAAGUGUUGAAGGACUUUCAAACUGUCUUAUCCUCAUACAGAUGGAAAAAAUGCCUCCCUUGAAUCUACAGUAAAACAUGCAGUCAACGGGAGAAUUAGGUAUCCCCAACAUUAGAAACAACUACUACAAUGCUACACACUCGCUCAACUUUUCUCGCUGAGCACAAGUGCCUUCAUAUCGCUUUGGCUCAAUAUAGAAAACUCCCGUCUGGAACCAUUCUCCCUCAAGCCCUGACCACCACAAAACACUCACUGAAGAUCUGGUCAACUAAAGCACCCUAUUUAGUCCGUAACCUAUCGCUGUUGCAUUGUGCUCCGCUGCUCACUCUCUGUCUAUUCACAGAGCACCUAAACCUAACUUAGCGUAUCUCAUGCGAAGUUCACCAAGUGAAAUAUCUCAAAUUUCCCUAUAUGAUAAAUUUUGAGAAAAAAACUACACAAGAAUUUCAUCAUAGAAGCCUGGAAGAAUACAAUAUCACAUAUACAUGGAGCAUCAGAUUUUUAGAUCUUUGGGAAUCCCUGAAAAACUCUUCCACAGAAGCUUGCCCACAUGUUCUCUCUUUCCCAACUUGCUGGCAAUGUCUGAAGGAAGAUGAUGCCCUAAUCCAUAUUUUUGGAGUUGCCCCCGCUUACAACAAAGACACCAAAGCAUCCGAAACAAGAAUGGGGCUCCAACUUCUUCCUAAAGUUUAUUUACUUGAAAUGUCCCCAGACAUGAUACAGGGCCUAGCUAAAACUAUGAUAGUACAUAUUUUGUUUGUUGCUAAGAAAGCUAUUGCAUCUUUCUGGAAAACAAUCACUAUGCCGACAAUGGAAAUGGUUCAAGACCACCUUAUCACAACCAAAAUCUAUGAAGAAAUGUAAUCUUACAGAUACAUACACAUACACACUGACACUCACAGAUACACACUGACACUCACAGAUACACACACAUACACACUGACACUCACAGAUACACAGAUACACACUGACACUCACAGAUACACACUGACACACCCAGAUGCACACACAUACUCGCAGAUACACAGAUACACACACAUACACACUGACAUACACAGAUACACAGUGACACUCACAGAUACACACUGACACACCCAGAUGCACACACAUACUCACAGAUACACACUGACACUCACAGAUACACACAGAUGUACACAUACCUAAACAUACACACUGGCACACACACAAUUUGCAGCUUCCAUAAUGUUAAAGGACCACUAUAGUGCCAGGAAAACACUAUAGUGGUCCUUUAACAAAAAUUGCCCCGUUGCCCCCCCCCAGAUCCGCCACUGGUUAUCACUAGGCUGUAAUGUAAACACUACCUUUUCUCUGAAAAGACAGUGUUUACGGUGAAAGGCCUGUAUAGAAUGAUUCUACUCACCAGAACAAAUACAAUAGGCUGUAGUUGUUCUGGUGACUAUAGUGUCCAUUUAAACACGGAUAAAAAUGUAGAAGGGAAGGAUUAUGAUUUGAGAAGACAUUUCCCCCAGCUAAAAGCAGAAAGCUGGGCACCAAAAAUGGGUGUGAAUGGAAAUAACAAUAAUGUGUGAUGUAAUGUCUGUUGUUUGGAAGAGGCAGAGAGCACCAGUGCAGAGAUAUGAAAAUAGCUCUUUGGUCAAACCGGCACUGUCAUGUUUUCUUUUUUUCUUAAAUUUUUCCUUUCCGUAUGUUUCCUGUAUUUUAUUGAUUAUACAACCCCCUUCUCUUUAUUUAUAUUAAUUUCCUGGCACACUGUCUGUCUGCUGCACUUCUAUGUACAAAAGAAUAACAGAAUCCCAACUGUUGUGGACCAAACCAAGUGUUUGAUGAUUUGAAUAUCUGCCCCUAACCAAAUUAUUUAUAUUUAAUGCGUGCCCGCUCCUGAAGUAAUUUCACACUGGACACAAGUAUCUGGCCGAUAUGCCCCUUAUAAAGCAAGAAUACAUCAUAUGCAAAAUUAUAGAUAACAGAGAACAUACAUCAAUAAUUGGUAAGGUGUUAAAGGACCACUAUAGGCACCCAGACCACUUCAACUUAAUGAAGUUGUCUGGGUCCCAGGUCCAGCUAGGUUCAACCCUUUUUGCUGUAAACAUAUGGGUUAAUCCAACCUCUAGUGGCUGUCUCAUUGACAGACGCUAGAGGCGCUUCCGCACUUCUCAUUGUGAUUUUCACAGUGAGAAGACGCCAGCGUUCAUAGGAAAGCAUUGAGAAUGCUUUCCUAAGAGACUGGCUGAAUGCGCGUGCCGGUCUUGCCGCGCAUGUGCAUUCAGCCAGGGAUGUCAGAAGAGGGAGGAGAGUCCCAUUGCUGAGGGAGCACAGUGCUGGAAAAAAGGUAAGGGAUUAACUCCUUCCUCCCCUCUCAGCGCCAUGGGAAAGGGACACUGAGGGUGGGGGCACCCUCAGGGUACUAUAGUGCCAGAAAAACGAGUAUGUUUUCCUGGCACUAUAGUGGUCCUUUAACUGUUUUAUCUAAAGCACGUCUUUCAAGGUGUGAUGUCACUGUCAUCACGGGAUUUUACUCCGGAUUCCAGCGCCAUCUUGUUACACGAGGUAGUUAGUCGAUGGGUGGGGUUGCCUCUAGUAGCCAUUUUGAGUAAAUAUUGAAUAUGAGUAUGUAUGAGUAAAUAGACAUUUUACUAAUUCUAAUUUACGUCCAUAACACAACUACUCAUCCACUGAGAUCAGAGGGCGGGUAGUGGAAUGGUGAGCUCAGACUUCACAAUCUAAAAGAGAAAAAACUAACCUUUAUUAAUAACUAGAUCAUAAUUACUCAGAGCAAAAAGAAAACCAGAAACCCACCCCAAGUGUGACGUCUCUGGGGUCUGGCCGAAAAAGGUGAGAGUAGAGGUAAAGGUACAGGAAAAGAUAGGGAGGUAGAUGGUAUCCACCAAACAAUUAGGUACAGGACAGAGCUGGAUUAUCGAGAGAGAGCAAUUCCCUAUAGAAAUAACCUAAAUACAGGUAAGGAGAAUGGGAAUCAAAACAUCCAUGCUUCCCUCAUAUAUGCAUAAGUUAGAACCAAAGCCUAGGUACGGAAAAAAGAGAAAAAAAGGGGGGGGCACAUGGACUAAAUUCUCUAUCUACCAUAACCACUGGAGUCUAGAACAUUUUUUAAUAAAAGCAGCAAACAAGCAUAAAGUACAUAAGCUAACUACUGUCCCUGAUUACCUCGGCACCGCACAAGACUAGUGUCUACCUAAACCAAAGACCAAUAAUGUGAAGUUAAAGAAACGCUCGAUGCACGCUUUGGCGUGUACAUAAGCCGUCGUCAGGGGCAGAAUGAGCAAAGUCAUCUAGGUGAGUUAAAUACUACUAAUUAGCCAUGUGUGUCUAACCCAAUAAUGGGCUCAUCUUUAAUUAGGAAGCCAAUCACAUCAAACAUGUGGCCACAGAUAGGCCACGCCUUCCGUAUAGACAGACGGUUAUUGGUUAAGAGUAUGUGUCAAUCAACUCAAAGAGGGCGGACUCAAACUUUGGAGUCUCCCUGAGUGGAUAAAUGGAUAAAAUAAAGAAGAGGUGUGCUUAUCACUGGGUUCAUUAACCAGACAAGGCAAAGUCGCAGUAUAACACCUCUUAUACUGUUACCGGGAAACUGACGGAGGCCAAGCACAGAGAGAUGGACACAGGUUUCUUCAGGAAGGAAGAGAUCUUUAUUCGAUUCACCGACCGGGACUCAGAGGGACUUAUGUCACCAAAAACAGCAAAGAUCUGAGUACUGAAUACAUAGAGUACAUUCCUUAUAUAGCACUGUAGCUCUUCCCAUAAUUAGCUACGCCCACACAUACCCUUAACCUAAUCAAUGAAUAGAGUCUAAACUCAUCCAUCCGGUCUAACCACGUGGCUCAUCUGAAACAAAGGAGAGGGACGCGUAAUUCCAGUUCCUGCAUUCCUGCACAUGCUCAGUACAGUGAUGACAGUAUCUUAGCUACGUGUAACUAACUAACUGAUACUACAAACACAUGUACCUACAUAUGCCUUGUGGCAAUCUUGGCCUGCUAAACUUGUAUUUUACUGGAAUUCCAUCACAUUCCCCCCUUUGAUGCUUCUGAUUUAAAAUAAUUCCAGAUGCAUCACCAAUCAUAGUUUGCUUACACCUCAAGUUGCCAUAAACCAGACUAGACUUUGCGAUCCUCUAAAGAUACGAACCCCUCAACAUUCCUCUUCCUGCAUGUAUUCUCCUUGAUCUAGAGCUUCAUACCUGCAAACAGCCAUUACCUGUGCUGCGGCCUUUCUUUCUGCUAUACUUUCUAUAAUGCUCUGCAUAGACCUAAUUACCAAAGGAAUCAGACAUGGCAGAAGGAGACACAACAUCAAAAUCAGUAUGACUCCACCUACCAAUGCCUUGAUUCCUCCAAACUGCUCAUACCAACUACCAAACCAACUACUCGGAUUAUACCCUUUCCAUACCUGAGUAGGUACAUGUGCUAGCUUAACCAUAUGGCUAGUAAGCUCAGCUAUUGCUUGCCCUUCAUCAUCUAUUUGAAGACAACAAUUGCUUAGAUUAAACUUCCCACAUACACCUCCCUCUACUGCCAAUAGGUAAUCCAAAACUAAUCUAUUCUGGUAGAUGGCUGUCCUCAUCCUAGUGUUAUGCUUCGCUAGGAGAUUGAGCGCUUGUGAUGUUUCAUUGGUAACUAUCUCAACUACUGCUUGCAAUCUUAUAAUACGAUUAAGCAUAUAUAUUGGGGUUCUGUAUCCAUAAGUACCAUCCUCUGCCCACGUAGCUGGCCCAUAAUAAUCUAUAAUACGCUGGGGAGGCCACUCAUCUUCCUAUGAUUUACAUCAUAUACUUUAACUCCCAAAGUUUCUCCUGUUUCAAUUGGCAACAAGAAGAAGGAUGGUUUGAGCAUACCCAAUACACAUGCCCCUUCCCAGUCCUGUGGUAACUCCGAAUAUGCUUUCUUACCACAAAUCCAGUACAAAUUUGCUGGGGCUUUCCAACUAGAUGUAGCAGAUAGGUCAAACCAUACAUCCUUUAAAUUGGUAUAAUUUGCAAACGGAUUAGACGGUUCUGAGACAUUUGAAGCUGACCACCAAAUAGUAUCCUUUGUAUCGUCAUUAUAGGCUUUCUGCCCUAAACAAGUCAAUUCUCCUACAGAUGUAUUAAACAUUAUUCCUUUCCUUGCUAUACAAACAUAACCUAUAAUGGAGGUCUUUAAUCGCCACUCAGAUUUACCUCUAACACUCACUUGAUAAUCAGAUUGAGAAGAUAUUAGUUGUUCAACUGUCUCAGAACCAGAAUACAUUACCUCCUUUGCUUCCCAAGGCCAUUGGUCUCCCAUAUUAGUACCUCCACACACAUAGCAGUUGGUUACAUUAAGACUACCAGCAAUGCUCUCAGCUAGGUCUAUGAAUAAGUUUUUGGCAUUAUGGGGAACCUUAUCUUCCACACUCAUCUCCUCAUAAAAAGAAUGGAAAACCUGAUGAGUCUGGGGGGCCACUGUAUCUGUCUCUAUUCCUAUGUAUAAUAUCAUCCCAGGAUCCAAACCUGUUCCAUAUAUUUGGAACCCAAAUAGAUUCCCAAACUUAUCUAUAAAUAGCUCUGGGUCCUUGAUAAGUAUAUGGACUGGGUUACACUCCAUAGACUUACAAUAUGGCUUGGUAGGCAAUCUAGUGAUAAUCAUAUCCUUAUCUACUGUCUGUCCCCAGGUUGCCCAUCCCACACAGGACCAAUACGGACAAUAAUUGUAGUCUUUAUUUAGGCAGUUUGGAUCUAUAUACUUAUGCUUAUUACUAGGACAAAUAUACUUAUCAUUAGACCCAUACGUUCUUUCCCAUUUAAGACCACCACAUACAUUCCAUGGCUUCCUACUACCUGAUAUCGCCUUACAUGCAUCAAAUAGCAAAACACCUGGAGAAUGUACGCUUUCUAGUACAGUCUUAUUUAUCAGGUUCCCCUGUGCGUUCUCAUUCCGAAUAGUCAACCAAAUUGUACGGGGCUGAUACUCAGGAUUAAAACACCUAGGUUCUCCUGCUCCUAUAUGGCAUACACUAUAAUCUGUACCUAGGUAUCUACACUUUGAUACAUGUCCUGUGCACUCAUAUUGCGAAUGCCAAAUAAGGGUCUGGGAAAUACGAUUGCCUGUUUUCGUAGUCUUAAUACAAACCUCGCAGCCUGGUGUGUCGGUACCUCUACCUUCCUGAAUAAUUAAAAACACACAUAUAUACAUCAUCAAACACAUUACUCCUGACAUCUUCUUCCUAAUUCUUCGACCGUGCGACGGCACCUCAGCUUCCAGGCGUGUGAGGGCUGCAGGGAAUGGAGUCCUUCUGAUCCUCACAGAGGAUUCCUCUGGCUUAAACGUUGGUAGGUGGUCAGGCUUUAUUGUGGCCGUCAAAACACCUACUUGUAGAUCUUUGUUGAUGUUCCCUUGUAACAAUACUCUUCGCAAAAAACACUUUUAAUCUAACUGGGUCACUCGCUUCAACCGGAUCUUGCAGGGAUUCUCAGGAUCUUGAGUAGCUUGCCAAGAACCUGCUGCUGGUUUAACCCUGGAGUGAUGAAUCCACGGAGUCACCUCUGAAACCUUUAUAGCUGUUGGAGUAGACAAAAGAACAGCAUAAGGAUCCCUCCACUUUGGCCCCAACGGUACACUGUUCCACUCCUUUAUCCAAACUUGGUCUCCUGGAUGGUAAGAAUGGACAGGUGGAUAAAUAUUUACAGGUAACCUAUCUUGUACCCAUUUCUGUACCUCCUCCAUAGUUUUACCCAACUCUACAACCUGCCGCCGGGUAAUUCCUUCUCCCAACUGACUCAAGUCCCCCCUUAAGUUACUAAGUAUGGGAGGUGGACGCCCAUACAUAAUUUCAAAGGGUGAUAGACCUAACUUUCUGGUAGGUGUACUACGAAUGCGCAACAGAGCUAUUGGCAAAAGAACAUUCCACUUGAGUUGGGUUUCUUGACACAUUUUUGCCAACUGGGUCUUAAUGGUCCUGUUCAUCCUUUCCACUUUCCCAGAACUCUGAGGCCUAUAUGCUGUAUGAAGUUUCCACUUAAUACCAAGCAUAUGAGUCAGUUGUUGUAGGCACUGAUGGACAAAAGCUGGACCAUUAUCUGAUCCUAUAGAACACGGUAGUCCAUAUCGGGGUAUUAUUUCUCGCAACAGAAAUCACACAACUUCUCCUGCUUUCUCUGUACGAGUUGGACACGCCUCUACCCAUCCUGAGUAGGUACACACAGCUACUAGUAGGUAACGAUGUCCGCCGGAUUUGGGCAUUACCGCAUAGUCUAUUUGGAGAUCGGACAUAGGAAGCCCUCCCAUGUACUGGACUCCCGGUGGUUUCACUGGACCUUGCCUUGCAUUGUUCUUGGCACAUGACACGCAUCUUCGAACAAUGGCUUGAGUCAAGUUGGACAAUCUUGGUAUGUAGAAAUGAUUCCCAAGAGAUUCUUCCAUACUAUCUCUUCCAGAAUGUGUCCCAUUAUGAUAAUUCUGGACAAUUUCUACAGCUAGCGAUACUGGAAUAACUAUUCUUCCAUCUUCUAACUGAUGCCAAUUAUUCUCCAAAUAUUUCCCAGCUUCAGUCUUUAACCACUCUACUUCUUCAGCUGUAUAAACUGGAGUCCACUGGGACACAGGGGUCGGUAUAAGAGCUGCUACAUACUCCACAUAUUCUUUUUGUCCGGAUUCAGCGGCACGCUUGGCUGCACUAUCUGCCAUCCGAUUUCCUUUCACCACAUCACCAUCACCUUUCAGAUGUGCUCGACAAUGUAUGAUACCAACUUCCUUCGGCUCCCAUACAGCUUCCAAUAGUUGUAAUAUCUCAGCUGCGUACUUGAUUUCUUUUCCUUCUGAGGUCAGUAAUCCUCUUUCUUUAUACAAAGCUCCAUGGGCAUGAGUGGUUAAAAACGCGUACUUUGAGUCUGUGUAGAUAUUUACUUUCAACCCUUCAGCCAAUUGCAAAGCCCGUGUAAGUGCGAUUAAUUCUGCCUUCUGUGCUGAUGUUCCUUUUGACAAUGGCCGCGCUUCUAUCACCUUGUCUAUAGUUGUCACUGCAUAUCCGGCAUAGUGAAUCCCUUCUUUCACGUAACUACUGCCGUCCGUGUAAUACUGAACAUCGGGGUUCUGGAUGGGAAAAUCAUGAAGGUCCGGUCUACUUGAGAACACUUCAUCCAUUACCUCCAGGCAAUCAUGUCGACUCUCAGUAGGUUGCGGCAAGAGGGUAGCUGGGUUCAAGGUAUUAACAGUCUCAAGAUGCACUCUCGGGUUCUCGCAUAACAUGGCUUGAUACUUAGUCAUGCGGCUAUUGCUAAACCAAUGAUUACCUUUAUAGUCUAGCAACGUCUGUACUGCGUGCGGGACUCGCACAUAGAGUUCCUGACCCAGAGUGAGCUUGUCAGCUUCUGCUACCAACAGGGCGGCGGCAGCUACGGCCCUUAGACAAGGAGGAAGACCACUGGCUACUGCAUCCAGUUGUUUGGACAUAUACGCAACAGGUCGUUGCCAUGAUCCCAGAUACUGUGUCAGUACUCCCACAGCCAUCCUUCUUUGCUCGUGUACAUAUAAGUAGAAUGGAUGUGUAUGAUCAGGUAGACCUAAUGCGGGGGCGCUCAUCAAUGCCUUCUUAACAUCCUCAAAUGCCUUCUGCUGUUCGAUGGUCCACAGGAAGGAAUCAUGUUCCGUGCCUUUAAUAGCGGCAUAGAGGGGUUUCGCCAGUAUCGCAUAACUGGGAAUCCAUAUCCUACAGAAGCCUGCUGCCCCUAAGAAUUCUUGCACUUGUCUUCUAUUCUUAGGUGUUGGUAUUUGGCAUACAGCCUCUUUUCUUUCAGGCCCCAUUAUCCUUUGACCUUCAGAGAUAUGGAAUCCCAGAUACUUGACAGUUGGCUGACACAACUGAGCUUUCUUCCUGGACACCUUGUAUCCUGCCUUCCAAAGAAUGUGCAGUAAAUCAUAAGUUGCUUGCUGGCAUAUCUCUUUAGUAACUGCCGCUAUCAACAAAUCAUCCACGUAUUGUAGUAGUACACAUUCUCCUGGGAUGGACUUGAAAUCUAAUAAGUCCUGACUUAAUGCUGAUCCAAAUAGGGUAGGUGAAUUUUUAAACCCUUGGGGCAAUCUUGUCCAGGUCAUCUGACGUUUCGAGCCCAUUACAGCAUCUUCCCAUUGGAAUGCAAAGAUACACUGGCUUUCUGUAGCAAUUCGUAGGCAAAAGAAGGCAUCUUUAAGGUCCAAGACUGUAAAGUAAGUAGCCCCACCCGGAAUCAAGGCAAGCAGGUUAUAAGGAUUGGGCACAACUGGAUGUAUACUUACUACCGCAUCAUUGACUGCUCUCAAAUCCUGCACAGGACGAUACUCAUCUGACCCAGGCUUCUGAACAGGCAACAAUGGAGUAUUCCAGGGGGAAGUACAGAAUUUUAGGAUACCAUACCUUAUGAACUUAUCCAAAUAAGACUGUAUGUUCUUCUUCGCCUUUUGAGGUAUAUGGUAUUGUCGCAGGCUUACUGGAUAAACCCCAAGCUUUAGUUCGAUGCGUAUAGGUGGGAUAUUGCGAGCAAGUCCUGGUGGGUUAUUUUCUGCCCACACUCCUGGUAUAUUAUACAAGGAUUCAUCACUCUUAGGGUUUUGACUUGUCAUCACUGUAUAAAGUCACCACUCUUCUUCCUUUGGUACUGAUAGUGUCAUUAUACCUGAGGGUCCAUUAAACUUCAAGGAUGUCGUUCCGUUAGGCAGAAAUGUUAUCUGUGCUUGUAACUUCGACAACAAAUCCCGUCCUAGAAGUUGGACUGGACAUUCAGGCAUGUAAAGGAACUGAUGUUUCACUACGUGGCCACCCAGUGUACAGAGUCGACUUUUAAGAACCGGUUUAGCAGCACUCUUCCCAGUUGCUCCUAUUACAGUGAUAGUUCUUCCUGAAGGAGGAGCAACUAGGUCGGUUACCACAGAAUGUUCAGCACCAGUGUCGAUCAUGAAAGAACUCCUUUUUCCCCCUAUUGCUACAUCGACCAUAGGCUCUGCUCGACCAAGGGGCAUGGAGCCCGGUCGUUAUCAAUAGUCCUCUAUGACAGGUCAGCCAAACCCACAAAGUCCCUAUCUUCUCUUUCUCGCGGUCUCUGCGCUGCUGGGUAAUACCUAUCCCCUUGAACGCUUCCUCUACUAUUCCCACCAUUUCCUCCAGGGCCUCCUCUUCCUCUCACUCUACCUCUAUAGUUAUUACUAUAUCCUCCCCUUGUUCUAUGUCUCUCAUGUUGUUCCCUCAAUGGACACUCACUCCUCCAAUGCCCUUCUUCCCUACAAUAUGCGCAUUGGUUCCUACAUAAAGGCUCCCUAUUCCACUUAUUCUCGCUUUUCUCGGUUCCCCUGUACACUUCCUUUUCCCUUCUAUCUACACCAGCGAUAGCUACCGCUAACAUAUCUGCCUUCCUUCUCAUCUUACGCUCUUCUUUCUUCUUCGUCUCUGUCUCCCUAUUCAUAUAAACCUUAUUUGCUAUUUCCAUUAGUUGAGUUAUAGACAUCCCUACAAACCCUUCUAGCUUUUGCAAUUUUCUUUUAAUAUCUCCGUAAGCCUGGCUGACAAAGGCAUAGUUAACCAUCCGGGAAUUCUCAGGAGCCUCUGGACUAAAGGGGGUAUACAAUCGGUAUGCCUCCAAUAAUCCAUGUAUGUCCAGAAUGGGCGUGAUCACGGCCUUGGUGGACAAACGAGUUCUGGCCAACAGGAGGCGGCAUUGCUCCUCUUGGCACACCCUGAUCCAUUUUGGCAAGUCAUCCACGGCCUGUUUCCAACAAUCAAUAUAUGGAAACUGGUCGUAAAGUUCCGGCCUACCAGAUACAGCUACGUGUACACGCUGCACUAGAUUAGGAUCAAGACUACCACGUGGAGGCCAUGCAACAACUAAGGCAGACCAUUCCCUGCUACAUAAAGUAGUCAAACAUGUUGGAGACAUCUUUACCCCAAAAUCACAUACAUUAUAUCCCUUUUUAAAAUUCUUUAACAUACAAUCUAAGGGAUCAACGAUCUUUGAAUCCAACCCGUCUACCCGUCUAUAACACACCCUAGUAACAUCGUCUUUACAAACAGUAGUUAUAGUACGGUUAGCAUUGGUUAGAAUACAAUUUUAAAGUCACAGGUCAGUUAAUAGUAGUUAUGGUGUUAAACAUUCAACAUAAACGACAGUUAUUAGUGAUUAUUUACAGUAUCAGUGAUUAUAAUACAUGGUUAUGGUACCGUGCGCUAUGAUACAGUUACACACUAUUCACACUCUCGCUAGACGGCAGAGCUCACGCUACCCAGCAAGAUAUACACUCUACUAUAAUAAAUUUUAACAGUUUCCCAACUUAUCUAUUGGACAGUACCUCGAGGGACUACCCAAAACUAUUUACAUCCGUUUUGGUUAGCCGUCGCUGCCCAUGCACCACAUAUAGCGAACUAGAGGGCGGAAUUUACAACAAUACCCUUUUAGUCUAUCUACUCUAUCAAUAGUCUAGUGGUUUCCAAAUUUACACGCCUUCCCACUUAGCCAAGAUAGGUUGAGAACUAGCAAACGAUAAUGAACACCAGAGUCUGCUUAGUCUCCCGGUCCCUCCGACCUAGCGAACGAAAUGUACACCCUAGAUACGCUAGUCUAGACAAGACACCGGUGUCCGGCUUGGGCUAUAUACAUUCAACCAAGACCCAGCCUGACUCCAUACCAAGAUUAGACGGGCUGACUACAGGGCGUCUAAUUAUGAGUGGUGCGCCUUCGCUCCUUCCCUCCCUGGAGGGGGCCAAUUCCAUACACAAUUCCAAUUCAAACCCCUUAUGGGCCUACCGCACAAUCGGUAUCCAAUACCCCUAGUGAGUUCACACUCAUCGACGGGGACACCCCAGUACUUACUACGUAGAGGCCGAUGAUCUCCUGGACAACAGACCAGUGGCGCCAAGACGAAGGGAGGUCCACGCAGAAGUUCAGGGGUGCAGCCGUAGAGAACGUGUGCAAAGAUAGACCGUCUCACGCCUCUGCUUCCUAGCCACCGUUAACGAUGAGCUUCCCGGCCAAUGCACCAAAGAUGUUACCGGGAAACUGACGGAGGCCAAGCACAGAGAGAUGGACACAGGUUUCUUCAGGAAGGAAGAGAUCUUUAUUCGAUUCACCGACCGGGACUCAGAAGGACUUAUGUCACCAAAAACAGCAAAGAUCUGAGCACUGAAUACAUAGAGUACAUUCCUUAUAUAGCACUGUAGCUCCUCCCAUAAUUAGCUACGCCCACACAUACCCUUAACCUAAUCAAUGAAUAGAGUCUAAACUCAUCCAUCCGGUCUAACCACGUGGCUCAUCUGAAACAAAGGAGAGGGACGCGUAGUUCCUGCAUUCCUGCACAUGCUCAGUACAGUGAUGACAGUAUCUUAGCUACGUGUAACUAACUAACUGAUACUACAAACACAUGUACCUACAUAUGCCUUGUGGCAAUCUUGGCCUGCUAAACUUGUAUUUUACUGGAAUUCCAUCACAAUACCUCUAAUCCUCCCUACAGUGAAUCGGACUCAAGCUCCCCGCCCUAAAGCAUGUAAACCAAUUGGUCACAGACUAAAGUUAGGACCAAUAAGCAUAUGGGGACGGGCUUAGAUGGCAAGAUCCACACCAGGCCACUAUCUGUGAAAUCCUGUCAAUCGCCCAUAGACAUAUAUAUUAUUAGACACGGCAUUGACCGCUACGGCCUACUGGCGCUGAUGAGCCGCAUGGCCACCAUCUUGGAUCGGUCACCCGCUCUACUCCGUGUAAUAAUAUCACUUGCCCCGGACAUAGAUUAAAAUAAUUUUGAUUAGUUUACUGCACGUGAAAAGGACUUUUGUGCAAUUUUAAAAAAAACUGUAAUGCAAAUUGUAUGAGCCCCCUACACCUUACUUGUCAUGAAGAAUUAGAACACUUGCAACUGUGUAAGGCCAUACCCAGCGCAUGUUUGCCCAUUCAAGAGCACUCCACACAUCGUGUCAGUCCAGCUGAUGUGCCACUUUUCCGGCACUUUUGCUACUGCAUGUCACCAAUUAUUAUUUUUCCCCCCUAACUUUUUAGUUAAAAUUUGCAUGUAAAAUAAACAUGGUUAAGUUCUUAAAUUGGUAAUGAAACUAGUUGUUUAACCCCUUAAGGACCAAACUUCUGGAAUAAAAGGGAAUCAUGACAUGUCACACAUGUCAUGUGUCCUUAAGGGGUUAAAUACUACGUUACAUGACUAUUACAGAUUGCUGUAUCAGCUAUCCUGAUUAGUUUUGAUGACAUCCCUUGUUUUAACCUCAAACUAUUGAAGAAUCUAUUGGAGAAGACCGAUGCUGUCCUAGUGGUUCGCCCCUCUUUUGAGCUGGGAGCCCGCCGGGAGUUACCUCCAUACCGCCAUCCACACACCCGCAGGAAAGUCUGGAAACCGGAGAACCUUCGGGUUUACCACCCUGCUGCUGGGAACGGAAAGGUUCGUGGACAUACAGCAAGGGUUCCUACUAAGACCUGGGGCCGAGGUGGCUUACAACUGGAACACUGUUUUUCUCUACAAGGGUCAAGAGAACCUGCGGCAACGUUACAGUAACGUUACACAACUUGAAGUAUAGACAUAUAUAUGUCAAUGACUAGAAGUACGACCGGCCCAAAAUGGUGCUUGCAUUUCUCGCCCCGCAGAAGUCAAUGCGGCGUCUAAUAAUAUACAUGUCGAUCACCCCCCUCUUACUGAUGGAUUGUGGGUAAUUUGAUUGGAAACUGAGUCCUGUGUAAGCUUCACCCAUUGUCCAGUUUUUUCAACCUGGCUGCUUUACAUUAGGAAAAGUUGUCUCUAGUCAAAACCUCAUGUAUUUUAUGAAAACCAGAGUGCUGGGGGGAAAAAAUGAGGUAUAAACACAGGAAGCUAGCAGAUAAGAUAAAGUUUAUUUGUGGUAACAGAGCUGCUUUAAGAGAAGGGAGGAAGGAAAUUCAGAGGUAGCAAUGUAGAUUAUGUGAGCAGGGGAUAUUAAACAAAAAGAGACAAGAGGAGAUUUAAAAGGACAACAUUCUAAAUGAAGAUGAGACGUAUUGCAUUUCUGCACAGGGAAAAGGUAAUGAGGAAAAAGAUACAUGAAAUAAGAAUUGGCUAAGUGAGAAUGAAGGGUUAACAAUGAAAAUAAUUAUAACUAUGUUUAUGGCAAGGGAUGGGUGGGUGCCGUGUGGCAGGAAUUAAAUAGGGCUAGUCACUAAAGUGAGAAUUCAAAUUGAUUGGUGUGAUUUGCUAAGCUGAAAACAUUCUCUAAGUCAAUUUUGCUUCGAAUUCGGCUACUUUGGCCUUAAAUUUGAAAUUCAUUUUGAAUUCUCACUUCCGUGAAAUACCUUGAAAGUGUGCUGGACCCUGGAGUUAUCUGCAAUUCUUUAAGACUCUUGCAGUUCAUAAAAAAUGCAGGUUAGUUCAUUAUAUGGACAUCCAAGCUGAAAUUAAAAUGUUUCCCAAUGCAAUAUUGACAAAAUGGAUGAAAACUGUUAGAGACUGACAGUUUGCUAUCUCUGCCCCUGCAGUGCUUGAAAAUUAAAGCUGUUCCAUACUGCCAAUUUACUCACCCUAUCCCCGCAGUGCUUGACAGACAGAGACUGUGACACACUGACACAAGGCUCUCUCAAAAGAAUUUCAUCUUACCAUAAAGGUGACGUCAGGGUGCAGGAGUGAGAGGGGAAUUGCAACUAUCUAAUCAGAUUUAUUGAAGAAUAUGGAAUGGAUAAUCAAAUAUAAAGGAUAAUGGAGAUACAGAUAAGUUUUAUCAUUCAGAGAAUGCAAUAAGUGCUGUUGACUUUGAGACAGGGGUUACAUAUAUUUGACAUGCAUUGCAAAUAGAUUAACAGAACAGAUAAAUGAAUAGGUUUCUGCAAACAAAUGUAAAGGGCCCGUGAACGUAAUCAUUUGUGGUACAUUCAUUUCCUUUGUCUUUGCUGAGAAUUCUCUUGCUUUAAAGAGCAGAUGUUAUCAACAAUAAAUGCAUGCCUUACCCUUACAUUACACCUGAUAACAUUCACAUAGCAUUGCAGAAUAAUUAGAUAUUUAAAACACACCUACAAGGGAUAGAAAAAAUAGCAUCAGCUGUUGAUGGACUGUUGCUGCAAUCUGGUUGGCUGAGGCUAAUGAGGGCUGUAGUCCACCAACAACCAUGGUUAAUAAUGUCUGUUAGUGGUAUAAUGACAUGUUUAUUUCAUAUGUAGACUUUUCUUUCCUUGGAUCCUAAUUUUUGUUCGUCUUUCUGUCUCAUGUUUCAGAACAUUCCUAGGGAAGACUUGGAAUAUUAUGGAAGAAACUUGGUCCAGAGAUGGGCAGUCCUAAAGAACUACAGAGAUUACAGCUGUCAAAACCAGAUGUUGGCAGCGAAAGCAUUUCCCUCCGAUCACCCAUAUCAUCCAGGAUCUGGCAGGCAGAAGAUCCUACACGCCAUUUAGGGUUCACUGGAGAGGAUGUAAGCAUGAGAAAUUUCUGUGCCAGCGUACAUGGUGAUAAUGAUUUUAUGGAAGGAAGUUUUAGCUUUGAUACUGAAGGAGAGAGCUUUCUAGCAGCACAAAGGGACAAUUCUGUGGAUACAGUUCUGGAAGUUCAGGAAGAGCAAAUGUCAUUAAAACAACAUGAUUCUAGCAUGGAUUUGAGCAGGUCUGAGAGAUCCUUGGCAGAGUGUGCAUUCACUGCCUCCCGGGAUAAAGAAAUAGCACAAACAGACUUUAAAACCUCAAAAGAUGUCCUAGAAUGUGCAGACAUUAAACAGGACAGCAUUAAAACAGCAGGGAUCUCCUGUGAAAGUAUAAUAUAUGGCAGCAAGGUUACCAGUGAGCAAACCCACUGUGAAUCUGUGCCAGAAGGAGAAGGUUUACAUAUUGUGGUUGAACCUUCGAGUGACUUGAAAAUACAGAAGCUUAGUACUGAAACAAGGAUAUCAAAAAACAAAACAUCUCACACAUGUGAGACUGGAUAUGAAUCUUGCAUGCCUUCUGCACCGGACACCAGCAUUUCACCUUCAAAAGUUUCUUCUUCAGUGGAACCCGCAAAAGCCACUCCCCAGUUACCCCCACACCCUGGUGAAAGAAAGGAACAUUCUAACAAUUCUUGUGCAACUUCAAAUGCAGGUACCACCAUGAAUACAUGCAAAGUCUCUGGAUCAGAAGGUCAAAAUCCUUUAGGUGAAAUCUUAUCAGACGCACCAAAACAAGACAAAGAGAAUAUCAGCAAUGAAAAAAAACACAAAACCUCAUCAGAUGGAAACAAAGGCUGUAAGGAGACUGCCGGUUGGGACAAUAGUACAAAAACACAGUCUUGCGAGCAGGUGACUCCCAGGAACAACAUUAGCGCACAGUCCAACAAGGUGGAGUACAGAUCUAUUGCUGUAAGCCCCAUUAUUCCUCCAGGGAGUGGAACAUCUUUUACAUUUCAUUCUGGAGUGGAAACUAUAGGGACUUCAUCUGAUACAAAUUCUCAUAAUGUCGGGACAGCUAAUAAUAAGGAGCAGCUACCUAAAACAUAUUCGUUUGAGCUCACUCCUCCCAGUCAGGAAGUCAGUGCAGAUACAACAGCGCAAUUUAGGUCCAUAGGAGUAAGUCCCAUUAUUCCACCAGAUGGAUCAGAAUCAUUUACAUUUCAACCAGAACCCAGCUCUCAAUCCACUAUAUCUCAACAUGGUUUUGGCACGGAUCAGAGAACAGACAAAACAUGUGUUGAUAGUUUUCCAAAAACAUGUUCAUCUGAACUAAUACCUCCAAGUUUAGAUGUUGGAACUGAGACCAGAGUGGAGUGUAAAUCUGUAGCCGUGAGUCCCAUUAUCCCACCGGAUGGAACUUUAUUUACAUUCCAAACAUUAAAAAGCACCUCUAAUGUUACACCAGGUGCACAGAACAAACAAAGUAGUAAUGUACUCUCAAAAACAUACUCUUCUGAGUUGACUCCAAUUAAUCAAGAUGUAGGGACACAGGCAGACAACAGAGUACAAUGUGUUUCAGUAGCAGUUAGCCCAAUUAUUCCUCCAGAUGGAUCACCUUCUUUUAUUUUUCAAUCAGAACAAAAGCAUCAGGAAACUGGCAUGAACAUUGCAGGCAAAGCAGGAGAAAAUGAGUCAAUUUCCUCAGCUACAAAUCUACAGCAUCAAAAAGGAACCACUGAAAUGCAGAACCAGACCAUUCGCACCAGAGCCCAAUGUGUCUCUGUGGCAGUCAGUCCUAUUGUUCCUCCAGAUGGAGCUUCUUCUUUUACGUUCCACACAGAAAAAGAUACUAAAGACAUAGAUAAUCUUUCUAAGACUUACUCGUUUGAGCUCACACCUCCUGAUGAGGAUACUUGGACAGGCAAAAAAGUGGAAUACCGAUCUGUGGCUGUAAGUCCUAUUGUUCCACCUGGUGAAUCUUCUUUUACUUUCCAAACAGAAAAACAAAACAUAUUGCCUAAAACAUGCUCAGUUGAGAUAACACCACCAAGUCAGGACAUUGGCACUCAAGCUAACAAAGUUGAAUGUGUGUCUGUUGCUGUAAGCCCAUUUGUUCUGCCACAGGAGUCCUCUACUUUUACAUUCCAAACAAAACAGACCGAUCCAGAAUCAAGUGCACUUUCAGAGGCUAAGUCACUUCAGCUUAAACCUCAGAGUCAGGAUGUUGGAGUUCAGGUUGACAUAAGUGUACUGUGCACAUCAGUAGCUGUUAGUCCGUUUGUACCCUUAGAUGGGUCUUGCUCUUUCAUAUUUCAAACUGAGGCGAUAAAUCAAGGUACUUCAAGUUCAGGAUGUUCCAAUGUAAGGCCUAGCUUAAAGGAUGCAGAAAUGCAAGUAUCUAUUAGAGUUGAAACCAAAUCUGUCGCUACUGACCCAAUGACACCCACUGGCAAGUCUCCCCGCACUUCUUAUCCUGAAGUCCGUGUAAAAGAUCCCAAAGGAGAUCACCCAGAACCGGUACGAGAGGUUAGUUGGGACGAGAAAGGGAUGACUUGGGAAGUGUAUGGAGCAUCCAUGGAAGUAGAAGUUUUGGGGAUGGCAAUACAGAAACAUCUGGAAAAGCAGAUUGAAGAACAUGGCAGGCAGAAAGUGAUGACCCCUCAAAACACAAGAGGGAGCUCAGUUCGAGGAACAACAGUAAAAAGUGAGCCCAAAAGGCAACCCAAUGCUUUUCGCUCAUGCUUUUCGCACAGAAAGCCUCACUGCUGUUCACGAGCUGCCCCUGCAGUGGAGUAACUAAAAAAAAAACGCAAAAGCAAUUAAAGAAAAAAAAGGAAAAAUAUAAAUAUUUUGAACAGAAAGUCUUAAUGUGUCUCCCACAGCUGUUAUGUUAAAUCUCAGUUGACUGAGUUGACAAGAAAAAGAAGAAACAUUGGACAUCAAAGAUGCAACUUGGAAGACCAUUCUGGAACUGCGAAGGGACCUCGUUCUAAGGACUGAUGUGACAUUCUGCCAAAUGAGCCAAACACUUUAAGUAAAAACAGUGAAAAAGGCUAUACCAAGACAAGCAGACGAAGUUAACAGUGUCUUAUUUAAAACUUGGGGAAGCGAAUAAGACAGUAAGAAUGUAAAAUUUGCUGCUUGGUGAGAUUUAAAAUAGGUCAUCUAAAGUUUUCAAAGCACAGAUCUGUAUAGCAACCAGUUUAUCAGACAAAACAAUAUUGUAUAUUGGACCUGUAUGCUAAGCUGACCCACGAGUAUUGUUCUUAAUUAAGUGGUAACAGUUCUCUUGUUGUACCUGUGUUGUUUUUCCAGUUUGAUGUAUUUGAUACCAUUUUUUACAAGAUUAGAGUAUUAGGAUUUUGCCAGAUUAAGACCUUAUUGGUUUGAUCAGUAGGUUAGAAGUUCAGAGAUUUUGAUAUGAUUCAAACAUUUGCAAUACGUUCAAGUGAUAAAUGCCAUAAUCCUCCAUUUAUAUACUUGGGUAUGGGGCAGACACAUCGAUGCAUAUUCUGUAUUAUUGUUUGAGAUACUAUGUCGUUCUACAUUUUUGCUGUGACAGUUUAAAAGAGUAUUUUAGUUGGAAAAACUAUUGGACCAUUGCCAUAUCCAAGAGGUGACUUUUACCUACUCUACAAAUUGUAUGCACAGAUAAUUUAACUUAUAUUAAAAAUGCUUAGCUAUUGGAUGUCAGGCAUUUUUUCCACUACAGCAACACCGAGCUGCAGGUCCUAAAUGACGACAUUGUGCAGCCAGUGGUUUUCAUUGGUCCGUUUGGAUCAUUACCCAUGCACUGGAAUAAAAUUUAUUGAAAUAGUGAACCCCUCUUAUGGAAGGCUAUAAAAUGUGAGUUGGCAACCUGAAAAGUGAUGUCUGUUUGUGCCGAAUAAUUGUCCAUAAAUUAAAAAAUGGCAGAGCUGGAAACAUUCUCUAAUUUAUCACAAGUCAGUUUAAUUUAGAGGGUUAUUUACUGAAGUGAGUAUUGUUGCGAAUUCCAAGAACUUAAGGCCAAAGUAGCCAAACUGGAAGCAAAUCUGACUUGGAGAACUUUUCCAUUUUGACUCUUUUAGACUUAAAGGGACACCAAAGGCAUCAAAACUAUUUUAGCUUAAUGAAGCAGUUUUAGUGUAUAGACAAUGCCCCUACAGUAUUACUGCUUAUUUAUCUGCCAUCAAGGAGUUAAGUCACUUUUGUCUCUGUUUAUAAAGCCCUAGGCACACCUCCCUUGACUAUGAUGCACACAGCCUUCAUGAAUAACAUGGUUUCAUUUUGAAUCAGCUAUUAAUUUACUUGAAAAUGUUUUACCCUGCUCUGUAAAUUAUAAAUUCGAAAUUAAACAUACUGUGCAAAAAAGGACGUUCGAACAUUAGAUCCCUCUUUACAGGAAGUGUUUAGGAAGGUUGUGCAAGUCACAUGCAGGUUGGUGUGAAUAGGGCUUCAUAAACAAAGUGGUUUAACUCCUAAAUGGCAAAGAAUUGAGCAGUUAUACUGUAGGGGCAUGAUCAGAGUGCAGGGGCAUGAUCUAUGUACUAAAACUGCUUCAUUACACUGAAGGUGUUUUGUUGCCUAUAGUAUCCCUUUAAAUUUGAAAUAAACUUUGAAUUUCUGAUAAUCCUUGCUAGUGAAUAACCUUGUUAGUGGUAAGUAAAUAAAUCCUACAUCUUAUUUUUGGAACUGGCGAAAGUGAAAUAAAGUGGCUCUGUCUGCAAGGGACAAUUAGAAUGAAGUCAAC
This is a messenger RNA of Pelobates cultripes (western spadefoot toad), 62596 nucleotides long. NCBI's taxonomy places the organism in Eukaryota, Metazoa, Chordata, Amphibia, Anura, Pelobatidae. The record is from the annotation of a GenBank genome assembly.